Molecule: messenger RNA, 47782 nt
Organism: Pelobates cultripes (western spadefoot toad)
Lineage: Eukaryota; Metazoa; Chordata; Amphibia; Anura; Pelobatidae
Source: the annotation of a GenBank genome assembly
CAUCUUUAUCUGUGAGUGCAACUGAGAAUUUGCAUUUUCUGUUUAUCAGACAUUAUUGCACUAUGUUAUUUUUUUAGUUAUAGCUUCACCAGCAAGAUCCCUAAAUUCUGUAUAUAUACAUAUCGGUUGUGGUUGGUUACCACUUGCAAGGUAACUUUGGGAGGCUGUGUCCCUAUAUGUUACGUUGUAUUUUAUUUACAUUUUGUUUCACUGGUGUCAGGUGGAAUAAUCACAAAUAUACAGUCAGGUCUGUCUAGACCUCUGUGGGCUAAUGUUUGACACGCUAUUUAUUGUGGACUAUGUUAAUAAUGUUAAUUAAACAGCCAUAUACUUCUCAAGUGGCCGUCUUAAGGAGAGGCAUUCCCUCUCUUGGGCCCAAAUCCCAAGUGCUACUUUUCAUCCCAGUAGUUAUCUUUUCUAAGACUGCCAUUUUGUGUGUGUAUCCUGUGCAUAAGAGAGCUUUGCAGCAAUAAAACCCGGUAAACAGUCUUUAUACAUACACUGUGUGGGUCUAACAAGGUUUCAGUAAAGUUACUGGUUUCAGUAAAGUUAGUCUUGUCCUAAAUUACGUUUUGAUUCAGAGAAAUGUACAUCGGUGGGUCAUGAAGUGACUUAAAACCACAGCUUCCAACAUUGGGAGAUAUGACAUCAGUACCUGGCAGGCCUGCUUGUAGGGAGUAUGUCAGUGAUGUCAGUCAUGCCACUGAUCAUGCCAUAAGCUGUGAUUUCAGCCCAAAAAGGGGUUGUGACAGCCAGGCUGUCUGACCAUCCCAAUUGCCAGCCCCACUCAGGGUUGUUGAGGCCUUCUGACCAUGGACUAAAUCAUCUCCUGUGUACAGUUUGCAUGGCGUUUUCUGGGGAUAGCAAAAAGUGGGACCAGAGAAACCAAAUGUAGGACAGCAGGAGAGCAACCUGAAUUUGGGACUGUCCAGACGAAAGUACCCGCCUCUUACCACAUCUCCAGCCUUACCCCCUAAAAUAAAACGCUUCUCUUUGCUAAUUUCAAAUGCUGGUAGAUAUUUUACAUUUGAAUGAAUAAAAAUCUGGUAUAUUUUAGUACAUAGCAAAAGGAGAGCCAACAAGCAGACAUCACUGGUCUAGACUUUGUGGAUCACAUUUUGAGUCUCAAAGUCUUUACAAUAAUCCCAGAGUAUCAGGUGGACAGUGUGCUCCCAGAGCUCGAUUCUCUAGAGAUUUUUCCUUUGUACUUACCCGAUGAUACUAGAGCUCAUUUUUUUAAUAUAACACAAAAAAUGUCCCUGAAGAAAGAAGAAUAUCCCAUGAGGAUAUUUCACAAUGUACGUGUAGUAGUUUAUGUACUAUAUAUAACAUGGCCAAAAUUAAUAAUUGAUUAUUAAGGGUCAAAAGGGCGUCACUUUUUAAAGGUCCCUCAUUUUGUGAUUAAUAAUGGUAAUUACUACUUUUAGAUAUGAGAUAUGAGGUGUAGAUUUUUUUAUUUAAGUUAUCUACUUUAGCCUAUUUUCUUCAGGGAAUUUGUCAGCUGGGUAGACAGAUAAAUAAAGACAGGCAGACAAUAAAGACAGAUACAUACAAACACAUAUAUAAUUUUCAGGUAAAUAAAUAAUUACAUUGUUUACACUGAUGCAAUGUGUCGUUGCAUUUGUACAAAUUAUAAGAGAGCAUCACGGCUCAGGUCAAAUACGUUCAUGAUCACACAACAAUGCAAUUCCCAGAGUGACAGCAUUGUUUUUACAGUGUCUUGGUGACUGGUCUUUUAGGAAUGAAACUGCCUGUGUCUGCUGUUGGUGUGUACACAUUUGGUAUGAGUACAAACAAUACAAAGCAUACUGUGUGUCAGGCAGCCGGAACAUGUGACUCUAUGAAUAUUAAGACUUUCAAGGUUAUUCCCUGAACCACGAAUUGUGUGGAAUUGAGAAUGGAUUUUAUUUUUUCAUUUUAGCCCACUUAAUAUAGUUAAAUAUAGAUUAAUAUAACUAAAUACGUUCAAUGAUUCAGAGAUAGAUAGGUAGAUAGAUAGACAGACAGAGAAAGACAGACAAACAGCACUAUACAUUUCUCAAUCUUUUAGUUUCUUUUUCCAUCAGAAAUUUAUGCGAAAACAGGCAGAAUUUACAAUGAAUGAAUUUGUCAUUUUUUAGAACACUUUCAUAUAUUUGAUCAAAAUAAUGAUAGUAUUUAGCCAUAUUUUCAGUGAUAAAUAUAAUAUUACUUACCUGAAGUUGACCUUGCUAUUCGUGCAUAUGUGAAUAUUUGUGUUGACAAAUGGCAUAUUUAUAUUGUGCCCAGUUGUACAAAUGUGUCAAAAACUACAUAAAUUUUUUUUUUAAGUGUACACUUCUCCCACAGCUACUGUUCCAAAUUCCCCAGAGCAGAACAUUGUUUUCUUAUUGUAUAUUUCAGCCUGUGAUUGUUAUUAGAUGUACCUGGAAUUUGAGGUCAAGAGGCUUAUUAAGGCAAAACAAGUGUUAUCCUGGAACGCAGUGCUAGAUGUCAGCAGACAUUCUGUUGGUUUCCAUGGUUACAGCACAUUAUUUAGAACUUUCCUGAAAAGCAACAUCUGUUAUCACUUGAUUACUUUACCGCAAGAUACCUUAAAAGGUUAUACUACUGCGCAAAACUCAACAAUAUUGUCAUAAGCACACACUGGUGUCUGUGUGUUAAAUGUUUCUAAUUCACCAUAGUACCACGCAGUCCUUACAUUAGCAUUUCUACAAAAGCUUAACAUCCGUUGCAAUAUAUCUGUAUUGGCUUUGCGUAUUGAUUCCCAUUUAUAUUGAGCUAUGUGCUAGUAUGCUAACCAAUACUUAUUAUAUAUCAUAUUUACUGCAUCAAAUCAUUACAAGAGUAGAAUAUGCAGCAAUCAUCACAUUGUAUAUUCAUAACCGGCCUAUAUUAAUUUCUAUCGAACAAAACGAUUGGGGAAUAUAUCCUUGCCCAUACCAACAAUUGAUUGUCUCCUAUAAAUAAUGGGGUAUUUUAUUUCAGAAGGUGAUGAUCUGUUAAUUACUUAAUCAUAAAAGAGAUUUAGUUGCAAUCCAACAAGCAAAUUACAAUUACCGGUAAAUAAUUAUAUACAUUGCUGGCUACAUUUUACUUAAAGGAACACUCCACGCACUAUAUCCACUACAUUGUAUUGGUAGACAGCUACACGAGCAUUUCUUCAGAUUAUUGUCAAUUGAUUUUUAAGCAGUUUUACAAAAAAAGUGGAUUCCCCGGUGCGUUAGGCCCACAGCGCUGAUUGGGAUUCUCCCUCUAAAUAUCCAUUCAAAAUAUGUGUACGUCCCAGCUCAUUGAUAAUGUGGCAAUCCAAGUCACUGCAGCCCUUCCUCUGCAGCCAAAUCACAGCUGACACGAUAUGCAAAUCUGUGGAUGCCUUUUCUAAAAAAAAAAAUACCAGCCCCACUGAAAAGGAUACCUGUUGUUGCUAUUUUCCCAUAUGUUUAUGCUCUUAAGACUCUGUGCCAACGGUUUGACUGAAAACGGAGAGCAGACAAGACUUAUCACAGCUGGUCCUUCACCACACAUAGCAACUGCAGCGCAAGCUCUGUGGUUGCUAUGGUAACUCUAGCAGAUGCUGAUAGCGCUCGCUAGAUAGGAUAGGCAAAUAAUGGCAAAUAAUGUCAGCGUGUUGAUAUCAUGGAGGAAGCAUGCAAUAUUUGGGGAAGUGUCCCCAAUCAGGACAAAUCACAGGAGUUGGACAAAGUUAGGACAGUACAGAAGUGUUAUAUGAAGAGUAACAUCCACAAAGCUGAGGACAUGGCAGCACUGGAAUGGAGGUAAAGUUAGUAAAUCUCCGUAUUUUGCAUCGAAUACAUCAUGUAUCUCUAUGAUAUGAUGUAAUCAAUGUAUUUAGGAGGGAUUUAGCCAUUGUUAGAAUUUACGCAACAGGUUUACCUUAAGGAGCAAAAAUUCAUUCAUUUUCUAAUUUCUAUAUUAUUAUUAUUGGCAUUUAUAAAGUGCCAACAAAUUCCACAGCGCUGUACAAUUGGGAAAAAGACAAACACAAUAGGAACAGACCGAUACAACAGGUAGAGGACCUUGCCGUGAGCUUACAAUCUAAAGGGCAACAGGACGUGUAGUCAAUAAGGAUUUAUUACUAUAUUGGGAUAACCAACUCUUUUUAACAUGUCGUUCUUAAACAGUGAAACAUAUGAUCUUAAGAGCUAUACCACAUUUAGUAGAAUUAAGCUUUAUGAACUGCAGUUCAUAGAAGACCAUAUCUUAUGACUAUCACACCAUGCUGCGAAUUAGACUGAUGCUUUAUAUUAUUUAGAAAAUCUUAUAAGAACUAUUAUUUAAAUAAUGCUGCCAAAUGCUGUAAAAUCAGUUAAUUCCCCCCCCCCCCUUUUUUUUUAAUGUGAUUUGCCAUUUUUUUUAUAUUAUUUACUUAUGGUUAGAUUUGACAUUAUGUUAACAAUUUAGGAUGCAGAAACUAAAAAAUGUUUAAAUAAAAAAAAAACACAAAGAAUAUAUUUUUACACUGUAUACUAUUCCCCUCUAAUUAAAGACUAAAAACCCAGUAUCUCUUAUAAAAAAAAAAAAAGAGCUGAAUGCAAAUUUAAUCUGCAAACAUUAUACAGCAUUCUCCAAGAAGUGGCUGCUGUGGGUCACAUGAUGUAUUAUAUUGCAUUAAAUAGAACAUUACUAAGCAGACACAUUGUAGCAAUGAUAGUAGAAGAAGAUGAUAUUGUGUAUUCUUGUGAAGCCCAGGAAAUUAAUUGAAAAGGGGCUGUGUGACAUAAUGCUUCCUUGGUUGCCAUAGAUCAGUCCCUCCCCACACUCCCUGUCCUGGCCUGUGAUUGGCUGGAGAGCUGUGAAUAAGCCCAGUAUUUGCAGGGCAGGAAGGGGGAGGAGAGCAUGUGGUAUCACUGGGCUGUGAUAGCCAGGCUCUGGUUAGUCUGGUUUCACCUCUUUUGUCUGCCACUGUGUUUCCUAACUUGGAAAUCGUGUUCUCUGUGUAUCUCUAACAGACAACCUGCAAAGUGGGAUCUGACCUGAGGAAGAUCAGACAGAGCUGGGAGCACGAAACGUGAGUUUAUCUGACUUUUAUUAUUUUACAUUCUGUAACAUCUCUGCAUAAGGUACUUGGCAACCCUGUUUAGACAAAAAGGGAAAAUUGAAACCUUAAAUUUGUCUGGAUGACACGAAUCCACCCAGUCUAUGGCAAUAAUAACCAACCUCUGGCUGUCCUGUUGCUGUGAAUGUCUGUUUAAAGGCUGGCUGAGCAUUGUGAGAGUGGCAAUCCACAUCAUCUGCUGUGCCUGAGGAUGCCAGUUCUUUCAGUGGGCAGUCAGUCUGUGACAAUAUGAUAUAUAUGUUUUAAGACCUGUGGACUCCCUGCCUCAGUAUUAGAUCAUUAGUACAUGGUAUUUAGGGUUGAUGUCUGGCUGUGCAUCAUAAGAGUCAUAGUCCUCAACUGGAGUAUCAGAGGCAGCGUAUUCACGAUCUACAGUGAGACAAUGACAUGGAGGGUGUCAUGUGUGUGGGUCCAGGUGUGAAUUACACCAGAUCCAGAUCUAUGAAGGUGAUUUGUUAUGGCUGUGGUCUUAUAUCCUGGAACAUCUUGUUUUGUGAGUCUGCUUUAAGACAGGUUGUGACAGGCAAGCCAGCAAGGAUGGAGAAUGCACAUAUUACCUGAUUGAGAUUCCAGACUCCACAUGACAGGUCUCUGCUUGUGCUGAGAGCCAUCUGCUCCCCCAGCUAUCCCCCUAUUGCAUGCUGGGAGUCUCUCACCAUGACUGUAAUGUUGGCUUAGAAAGCACAAACACUUGUGUAACUCAUCAUUAAGAGAAAGCACGUAAUUUAUACUUUAAUCAUUAUCUUUUUUUCCUUCUUUUGUUCUGCUGAUUAAUUAUUUGGUUCAUUAUCCCUAUUAAUGAUCUAAAUGAUCAUAGGAACAAUGAUUCGCUAAACCAUGAAUUGUGUAGAAUUUGCUAGGGAAUAAUACAUUUUAGGCCAAAUAUCAGCUAUAUUUCCAACCCAGUUAGUAAAUGAUUUAAUUUGCAAUACCCUUGCUGAUCACCAACCAUUCACAAGUUUAAUAACCCUUUAAUAAUGAAUAAUAUGUUAUUUAAUGUCAAUACAGAUGUUCUCAUGGGUAGAUAUUAUAUAUUUAAAGGGUCUUCGUCUCGUACAAUAAUUAUAAUGAGCUGAGCUGAAUUUGGAAAGUUAAUGAAGACUCUUUAAAGUUCCAUCCAAAAAGACAAUAUGAUUCAUACAUUGAUGCCUAUAUAGAUUUCUAACCAAAUACUUCCCGGUGUUGCUGGCCUACGGUUAAACAUAUGCUUCCAGGUAACAGCCGACGAGGUAUGAUCGGAUCUAUGGGAGCUGUGGUCCAGUAACAGAUGGGCUGAUAAUACUGGACAUUCCUUCUCCAAAUACAUAAUUCCCGUUUGUUUCAUUGGAUCAUGAUACGGAUCAGUAAUGGCUAAUCUUGAUAUCCCACAUUUCCCAAAAUGCUCAGGGAGUAUUUGUUGCUGACUAAGCAUUAUGGGAAACCUAGUUCCAAAACAUCUGGAGGGCCUCGUCUAUCGAGACUUCGUAAAUUGCAAUUCUGCUGUACACACCAAACCUCUAGAACUUUCUAAAACCUUAUAAUUCUGUAUCCGCACAAAUGAAUAUUUCUAAAAACAUUGGAUACAAAACGAUUUCAGCAUUCCAAGCAAACCUAGAUAAGACUUUGGUUUUUGGAUAAAUAAGGUACUAUUUUGGAUAAAUAAGGUACUAUUUACUAUUUUCUUGUGCUUUUUCAAAGGUUUUUCUCGUUUUUCUCCUCCGUUGUUCGUAAUUCAUGUAGGAAUCUACAGAAAAUUGUAAUCCGACAAAAUAAUAAUCACACACACACAGUGCAUGCCAUGCAGUGCAUGUGUGACGUUAUGCUUCUAUAUUCCUUAAAAGAACACUGCGGGCACCAUAACAAAAUCAUUAAAAUGUAGUUGUUAUGGUGCCAGUAGGUUCCUGGCGCUUUAUUACAAUUAAAAUCAUUCACGAAUGGUUUAAGUCCAACUUCUGUGCCCCAGUGAAUGCUUGAAAAAGGUACAUACCUUUUUUGAGCCAUCAUUAUGAAUCGGUAGCUACUGAUUGGCAUAGAGCAUCCGCUGACCACUCUUAGCCAAUCAGCGGCGCCCCUGCAGGAUGUGCCACAGCCUUCAAUUCUGAAGAACUUAGGAAAGUGAAAGGAUAGGGGGCCAGUGCAAUCCAACAAGGGCUAUACCAUUUGUGAACCAUGAUGUGGCACCAUAACUACUUCAUUUCACUUGAGUUGUUAUGGUGCCUGGAGCGUGCCUUCAAUUUCUUGAGCUGUCAGAUGGCUUUUUGCUGCUGCCACCUCAUCACAUUGAUGCGGAGAAGGACAGACAAAAUGAAGAUGGUUUGGGAUCGAUCCUACAUAUUGUUUCUCUUCUUUCAUAGAAAAUGUUAAUUCAGCAGACUUGAGAGAUGAUCUAAACCAAGCUUCCCCAAACUCCGGCCCUCCAGAUGUUGCUGAACUACAACUCCCAUGAUUCUCAGCCUAUCUAUUUCAUUUGCCUGCUCUAAACCAAAACAAAAUAGAGAUUGCGGCUUGGGGCCCUCCAAUAGUAUAUAAUGAUGGUAAACGUUAUACCAACAUGUUCUGCAGUGGUUUACAGUUGGAUAAUCCAGAAAUAUAAAAAUAACUUUACAUUUCUUAUUUAUAUUAACAAGAGACCAUUUGAAUUGAAUUAAACAUGUUUCCUUUUUCCAUAUGUUUACAUCUGUAUGUUGUCUAUUCUUCACUUGCGCAGACUCAAUGCUUUGUACUGCACCGUGGUGUAUGUUGUGGCUUUGCUGCUGCGAGUGAUUAAUUAAAUUGCAGCUUCUCCAAGCAUCUCAGAUUUUACUUGGCUCAGAAAUUGGACUUUCAGUCGCCUGUGUGAACUUCUCUAGUCUGCAGAUCACUGUGGGUUAGAAAAUAGCGGAAAAUUAUGACUUUUAUUUAUUUAGUUUUAAAGGGAAAUUGUCACAAAAAUCAUCUAUAACGUGUGUUAACCUAUAAUUCGUGACACGCUCUGUUUUCUUUUAAAUUUAUGUUAAAGAUGUAUCAAAUAACAUCAUAAUCUAGUUCAGAAAAGGCAAAACAAGGACAAACAUUGUAAAUAAGAAGGAGACAUCGAAACAUUGUUUAAUUUUUCCUCUUGUCCAUACACUUUCUCUAUGCUGACUGCCAGGUGCAAAUAUUAGAGCUUACAACAAUGGCUAACAGGAAGUUAAGAUGGAGGCACCCAGUAGCAGGAUACAGAGGUGUGGAUUUCUGCAUUUUAAUUUUAUUUUUCACACCUAACGAGCAUAUUUUUACGUAUUUAUUACCUAAAUAUAGGGCUAAGUAAACAUAAUAUUAAAAUUCCAGGUAAGUGACAAGUUCUCUUUAAGUUAUUUAAAACACCUUACAUGUUUCUCAUGCCUUUGACACAGAGUGCAUUUUAAUAGAUUGAAGGAUGUAUAUUAGAGAAGACCGUGCAAUACAAAGUUUUAGUGAAGAAAUAAGCAGAAAUUUUAGAAGCUCCGUCAUGAGGCUUUAUGUCAUUAAAUUAUUGCUUGGUUACAAUGUAGCCUAUGGCCUUGUCCGACAGAGUAGGGGAUGAGAAAUAUAGUUUGCAAAUAUCUCCUGUGCAAAAAAUAGCCAUCACUUUUUUGGGAGAUACUGAAAUUUGCAUCAGAUUUUCAAAUCCAUCAUUCUUUAACAAUUAUAUAGAGUUGCUUUUAUAAUGUAUUGAUUUAUUUAUAUGUUUGGGGUUUUUUGGGGUUUUUUUUCUUUUCAUUUUGUUUAUAUUUUUUUCACUAAAGUAAGACUUCAAAGUGAAUCCAAAUUAAAUUUAAAAUUUAAGGUCAAAUAGCCGAACUGGAAACAUUUGCAAAGCCAGCUAAGCUUUUCGCUGCCCUGGCCUUAAAUUUGAAAUUCACCUUGAAUGAUCACUUUAGUACAUAGCCCUGAUUGUAUAGGUCUGGCAUGUUUAUUAAGUUGAGAAAACUCAGCAGUAGUUGUGAUUUACAGAUGACGUUAGUGGUUACCAUAAAAUAGACUACCAGAGAGAUUUUAAUGGCAGCGGUAUUGUAUACAUUGUUUUAGGACUCCAAACAGUCUGUUUCAGGAUUAGACUGUUGCAGAGCAAGAUUGUAUUAACAGAAACAUAGAAACAUAUAAUGUGACGGCAGAUAAGAACCAUUCGGCCCAUCUAGUCUGCCCAAUAUUUUGAAAUACUUUCAUUAGUCCCUGGCCUUAUCUUAUAGUUAGGAUAGCCUUAUGCCUAUCCCAUCCAUUCUUAAACUCCUUCACUGUGUUAACCUCUACCACUUCAGCUGGAAGGCUAUUCCAUGGAUCCACUAUCCUCUCAGUAAAGUAAUAAAAUAUAUUUUUUAAUCCUAGGUUUCUCCACUAUAUGGAUAGUGUCACUCUUUCUAUGUAUUAUUUUACAUGUGUAUUAUAUUAUUUUAUUUCAGUCACUAUAUGUUUCGCUUGUUGUACAUAUUAUACAAAAUCUCCUACUUUUCCCUUUCUUUUACUCUUUUAUUACUACCACUGUUAAGCUAUGGACAUUUAUCAUUAACCACGAUGUCCGUUUUCGCUUCUAUGUGCCCUAAUACGCAUGUGCGGCUAAUGGACGUUCCACACAUGCGUAGAACUACAAACAUAUUGGGCACAUGCGCUAACUACCAGAAUGCUGCACAAGGGUGGAAUACUUACCAUUUUAAGGAUGAAAUAGGACAUGCUGGGAUUUGAACCUGCAACCCAGGUGGUGGGCAGAUUUUGCUGGUGGUGCAUCGGCCCACUGAGUAAUCUCACCGGCAACAGAGCUAUUCAAUAAACUGAGAGUUGUGUACAAUACUUGAGAGGAUUGCACAUUUUUAGGCCAAUUUGCCAAGCUGUAAUGAACACAACUAUAUUCCAAUUUUGGCUAUUUUUCCUUGUUAAUGUUUCACAAUCCUAGUUUAGUAAAUAUCUCUCUAUAUUGCUUUGCAGCAUUGCAGUGGAGCAAAUAUUCGCUUUUAUCCUUAGAAAUACAUGAGAAAAGGUCUGUCCCUAGAAAAAAAUUCAAAUUUUUAAAAAUAAAUAUUUAAAAAGAAGAACAUAGAAAUUAAACAACACACGUAAGGAUAGUGAAGAUGAACCUAGGUCAAAAUAGUGGUGGGGGAGAGUAAAAAAAAUAUAUAUGAUAGUGGACUUGAUAACAAAUAUAUAGGAUAAAAGAUUGGUCCAGAGGUAAAAACUGCCCCGGAGAAAUGCCACUAGUACAGAAGGUACAGAUCUAGUGGAGGAAGCCAAUAAGGGUAAAUUAAGGUGAAGCACUAUCCUCUUGCAAAGGAUGCAAUUAAUCUAAUGUUGAUGACAACGUAGUAGAGAAGAGAGCAUAGUGAAACAUAGGCUAUAUAAUUGCAAAAGAGCAUAAGUGGUGAGUUACCACGGUGUUAUACUGUGUCUCAGCAAUAUAUAUAUACUGUGUAUAUAUAUAUAUAUAUAUAUAUAUAUAUAUAUAUAUAUAUAUACAUAUAUAAACUUGGCUUGGUCUCAAAUGUUAUGCCUGACCAGUUAAAUUUUACCCUAAAAUAAACACCAGAAGUUAAUAUCACAGCAGAAUCAAUAAAGCUGGUAAAAUCAGGAUAAUAUAAUAAGUGAAAAAAAUAAAGUAAAGUGAAAUAAACUGCCUGAUAAGCUGGCUGGUAAUACAAUGUAUCCGUAGUAAAUAGGUUCUGAGGAGGAGAAAAUCUAGCUGUGCCUUCGAGGCAAAAUCUAGCUAGCUACCUGCAUUGGUCUAAAACCCCUGUAAUGUCAGGUAAGGGUAUUCAGGCUGCCUAUCUGUAGGUCAGUAGCUAGCUAAAUGUCUGCCUCCAAAAAAGAAACAGCGGUCCAGAGACUGACUCUAAUCACCACUUUUCUGUUGGUAUAAAUGAGGUGCAGAAGAUCCCAAGUGCUGAACUUACUCUCUCCUUUAAAUCUGGUUCCCUAUUAGCUUGAGCAUUGCAAAAGCAGAAAAUUUGUGGUAUUGAAUAAGACGGUAUUCCAUUCAUUUAGGCCAAGCAUAAAAUGAUACCAGAUGCUGUGUGACUAUAUAACAGCGAAGGGCAGACAGAGGGUCUUGGCAGACAAAAGCUUAAUCUGUGCUAGAGAUUCCCAACCUUUUCCUCCAAAGCUACCGUGUAUUGCAACUAUCAUUACUCAGCCAGCAUUGUGCAACUGUCAUUACACUCAGCCAGCAUUGUGCAACUAUCAUCACACUCAGCCAGCAUUGUGUAUGAUAGAGAAACGGGUUUAUUAAGGGUUAUUAAAAUGUAGUAUUUGGGAGGCGUAUAAACAAAGAAUUAUAAACUCUAUGAUUUACUAAAGCUUUAAGAGUGUGGCAUUAAAUGCACAUCUACAUAAGCAGGGGUUAAAUUGUUUCAGAGCCGGAGAGCAUACAUGUAGUGGCUAACAAUUAAAGGAACACUGUAGCGUUAGGAAUACAAACCUGUUUCUAAUGCUAUAUUGUGCCCUGUCUCUAACUCACUGCUCUUGAAAGGGUUAAAACUCCCUUUUAACAAUUACCUCCUCCGGCGACAUCAUGGUGAUGUACGACCUAAUGCACAUGCACAGUGAGCACCCUCUGCAUUAAACCAUUGAAUCAAUUUGUAAACAUUAGACAUCCUCAUGCAAAGCAUGAGAAUGUCCAACAUUGUUUCACUGAGUCAAGCUUCAUUAGGAAGCAGGAAGCGUCUCUAGUGGCUUUCUGGUAAACAGCCCUAGAGGUGGACUUAACCACUUACCGUAAUUUUGGGUCCAAAAUAGGGACUGUCCCUCCUAAAUAGGGACACUUGGAUGAUAUGUGAUAGUAAAUAAAACAACAACUCCCAUGACGCUUUGUCUGGUCUAAUCUAGCCAAUCAAUAUUGUUGGAUUAUUUUCUUUUCAUAUUGACACAUCAGACUACGACCUUUCCAGUUAGCAGUGACAUAUGGAUCCUUAUUAUUAUUUUAUGGAUCCUUAUCCAAUUAAUUAUUCCAACUUUUAAAGAUGCCUACGUCCGCACACGUACAAUCUCUAUUAAAUAGCAAUCUCUGUGUUGCGUGACUGAGUUCAAUACAUUUUGCUGAACAUGUGGAGAGGAAGGCAUGCAUAUUGAAAUUGUAAUUGAAGGUAGUCACGAACAUUGACUAUUCAGGCAUAAGCACCACACAUGACAAGAUAGUUCUAACUAUGAAGCAAUAAAAUAAUUUUACAUUUAAAAAAACCUUCACAUGGUUGACAUUCAUUUAUUAUGUCAUAUAUACAGAGACUCCCCCUCCUCCCCCCCUUAUGGCUAAUAAUUCCAGGAAGGCAGGAACCAUAUAUAUCAAGGCAAAAACUGGUGAUGUUCUGGGACAAAAUGCUAUAUAAGGAGCAAUCGCCAUAGAAACCAAUGGAAUGUCUCUCAACAACUAGCAAUUUGCCCUAUAAUAUCAUCUGGUUUGUAUGAAUAAGUGUAAAACUGUUUGUCUUAAUUAUAAUACUACAUCUUUCUGGGUUUUUUAUUUUUUUUUAUUUUUGGGGACAAAUACAUGAACUUGAGUUCAGUUAUAUCACACUGUAACUGCUGCCAUGCAUAUUAUUCUGCCUGUUUGCAUAUAAAUUAUAUACAGCUAGUACGUUGGUGAAGACCUGAGUCCUGGUGGUGUUAGAACUUUCAACGAUGAUUUUACUCUAGAAUCUUCAGAUUCAUUGUAUAAAGACGUUUUCUGUCUUGAUCUACAAAAGUGGAAUAAUUACCCUGGAAACCAAUGGAACUUUUUUGUUGAUUGUCCCACUUUUAGGAUCUGGCCCCCUCAUAGGUCGUUUUUCAAAACCACCAUUUGUAAUGAUCACAUUUCUAUGAAAUUCCCAAUCCAAAUACUGAAUGCUAUGUACAGUUUUUUUUUAAUAUUCUGCAUAGAUUAUCCAUCUUGAAAUAUGCGUAAUAUUUAGUGUACACAACAAUUUAUUAGAAACAUAAAAUGUGAUGGCAGAUAAGAACCGUUUGGCCCAUCUAGUCUGCCUAAUUUUCUAAAUACUUUCAUUAGUCUCUGGCCUUAUCUUAUAGCUAGGAUAGCCUUAUGCCUAUCCUACGCAUGCUUAAACUCCUUCACUGUGUUAACCUCUACCACUUCAGCUGGAAGGCUAUUCCAUGCAUCCACUACCCUCUCUGUAAAGUAAUACUUCGUGACGUUAUUUUGAAACCUUUGCCCCUCUAAUGUAAGGCUUAUGUCCUCUUUUUGUGAUAGUUUUUCUUCUUUUAAAUAUAGUCUUUUUCUUUACUGUGUUUAAAUCUUUCUAUUUAUGUAUUUAAAUGUUUCUAUCAUAUCCCCCCCGUCUCGUCUUUCCUCCAAGCUAUACAUGUUAAGAUCCUUUAACCUUUCCUGGUAAGUUUUAUUCUGCAAUCCAUGAACCAGUUUAGUAGCCAAUCUCUGAACUCUCUCUAAAGUAUCAAUAUCCUUCUGGAGAUACAGUCUCCAGUACUGCGUACAAUACUCCAAGUGAGGUCUCACCAGUGUUCUGUACAAUGGCAUGAGCACUUCCCUCUUUCUACUGCUAAUACCUCUCCCAAUACAACCCUAUAUUGUUCUAUGAAAAUAUAUAGUCAUGCUUUACACAUGGAGGCUCGUUUAGAACAUGUUUGUCUGUGUGUGUACUUUAUGGAUCAAAACACAAGUUCCAUACAAAGCGGGAUCUUGGCUCAAUUUUACCAGAUAAACAAUAAGCCUUUGAUUAGUACCGUCCUGGAAUAUUGGGUGCGCUCAGGAUGCAGUGGGAGGGAGACACUGAGCGUGUGUGGUUUGUCCUUUAAAUAUUACUUAAAUAUUACUUAAUCAUAAAUGUUUCAACCAUCCCUGCUUUAUUGGAUUUUGAAUCUAGAAAACCAAAUCGGUAAGACACAGGAAAACCUAAAUGCCAAGGUUUUGGAGUUUAAAAUGAAUGCAUAACUGCUUCAACCCUGUAAGAGACAGAGGAGAUUGCUGUAAAGCUCACUUUUCGGCAUUUUAAGGUUAAUUUGAUUUAAUUCCUUUACUUCAUUCAAUAUCCAGCCAGUGGUGUGCUAGGUAGAUUUUUAUUUUUAUUUUAUUUUUUUUACAAUGGAGCCAAAAUAUUUCAGUUUUAGUUUUUUAAAGAAUUUUGUUACGGUUGUAAAAAUAUGUGUCUAUUUAUGAUCAUGGUCUAUAUUUCCUGGUAGCACUGUCGGAAUGUUAAUUGGUUUAGACAAGCAUAUCUCCCAAGUGUCUCAGUUUCAGAGGAAGAAGUCCUAAUAUGGGACUUUAUUUAUUUAUUUAUUUUUAAAUGUGUCACUUUUUUUUUUUUACAUAGUGGUUAUUUAUAACCAUGGUGCCCAUUUCCUGGUAGUUUUGUUAUUAUAAUUAUAGGUAUUUAAAUAGCACCAAUUUAUUCCGCAGUACUUUACAGUAUUUUGUAAGGGGGAAAUUUUAACAAUAAAUGAGACAAUUAAAAAAUGAUUCAGGAACAAUAGGUAGAUGAAAAGCCAGCUUAAACAAGCUUAAAAAUGUUGAUCUCUGAAUUUUAUUAUGCCACAAAUUAGAACGUGCCACAUGGACAGCUUAUUGGCAACCACGCAUCUGACAGUGACAUGCCCAUUUGCUACUUACCCCCGGAAGCCAUCUAUCUGCUGAUAUGUCCCCUUAUGUCUUCCUUUCCAUGCAAAAUACUAGACACUACGCAAUGCUUAGUCACUUUACUGAUGGCUGACACCAGCCAACAGUCAACUUCACGUUUAAAUAAGUUCCUUCUUUGACAAUCAGUUUCAGUAUAUUUUUUUAUAAAGAACGUACGCAGAAGUGUGUUAGUGAUUUUAUGUUUUAUUAAUGAUCACUCGAUUAUUCUGUAUGUUACAGCAAUUCUAAUAGCUAGGGGCCCCCUUUACACGGGUAAUGUACAGCAGGUGCCAGUCCAUUCAACUGCAGAUAUAUAUUGGAAAAAUGGGUAGAAUUGCCUAACAAACUACACCACUAACCACCAAAAUGUAGUACAUUGAAAAAUAAAUUGCAAUUUAUUUUUAUCGAUUAAUUUUUUAAAUUGUGCAAAAAGUCUGUUUGGAAUAAUUCUCCAACUGAGCAAUAGUUGCAUUUUUGUUGGUUGUUUUUUGUUGUUUUUUUUUUUUGCCUAAUAUUUUACAUUUGGCUUUUGAUUCACUACAAUUUACUGUUAAGUGAAUAAACUCCAGUGUGAAUGUUUAAAAAACAAAACUGAAACAUACCAGUUUCUUUUGUUACAAUCCACUGCUUUCAUCCCUUGCGCACAAUGAGGCUGUAAAAGAGUUCAUAUUCUCUAGGUGAGAUCUAACCUGUGAUAUGUCUAUUAAUUAGUAACACGGCCUCCCUGGCUAUUAACUGGCACACUGCUCCAAAUUCUUCAACUGUUUCCUUGUUUACAUCACUCCACAUCCCGUCCAAGUAUGAAUGUUUGCAAAAUUCCAAAGGAACCAUUUGUGUACUGAUAAAGAUAUUUGUUUCAUUAUUGUAAUGAUGUUACCAGUAGACUUGUGUGUGGAAAAAAAAAAAAACACUCACGCAAGAACUUGGGAAAAGGGGUAAAAUUCCCCAAAACUCUGUGUUGAAUUUAUGGAACUGCCAUAAUUUCCAGUAUAGAGGGUUUCGUAGACUAAUCAGAAAGGGGUCUAACUGUCAUGCCUAUCACAUUCUGCAUACAUUUUACAAUUUUAUGAAUAAAAUUCUAAAAAGUCUUUUUAAUUAUUUUUUGAAGUUUUUAUAAUAAUGUGUAAGGAAUUAGGAGAUGAAGAACCUCAAGCAAGCUUACAUACUGUAUAGUUAAUGAUUACAUGACGAUUCCUAUGCUUGCAUGCUUGCUAUGAUAUAUCUUCAGCAUCCAGAUGUUGCGGCCUAGCUCCCCUAAUGGUUGCAGACAUAAUGCUGACAACGCAGAUGUAGUCCGCAACAUCUGGUGAGCCAAAGGUUGCCUACCUCUGACGUAUCUUAUCUAAAUCGUGUCUUGCAACAGGUGGUCCUCACGUGGUUAAAAGAAUAAAUAAAUAAAUAAAGGUUUAUAGAAAAUGUCCAUCUUACCAGUUGUGGAUAUGCUCAAAUCGGCCAGCCCUGUAUAUUCGUAACUGGGUUAAUGAACUCACACCGCGAUCUCGUGACGGUCAAGAAUAAGCUUUUUCAUACCAUAUCUCACUAAUAGGAGAUAAAGAAUUUCUUUGAAGGUGAAUGAAAUUGACAAUUUGAUUCAUUUUUCAUUUUUUAUUGUUCCCUUCAAGGCUUACGUUACUACACAGCAUUUUUCUUUCCAUUUAGAAGAGCUUUAGGCCUAUUGACCUUGGUUAUUCAAAAAGCCACAUAAAAAACAAAUUACGUGGAAAAUUGUGAUUUUGCUAUGACAUGCAACAGAAACCAUUUCAGCAUAGGUUUAAUUUUCCAGGAUUCUAACUAAAUCUGUAUGAUCUGAACAGUGUUGACAUAACGUUCUCAGAACUGCACGCAUUCUAAAAGGGGCGCGUUUAUUUUUGGGGGCUCUAAGGGACAGCCACCACAGUCAUCAGUAGUUACAUUGGAUUUGUUUAUAUUUUUGUUUAUAUUUUUAUAUAUAUUUAUAUUUUUGUUUUAUUUAUAUUUGUAUAAUAAUUUGUUUUAUUUCAUUAGUACACCACUCAAUAUGCAGGUUUUCCCUUUUUUCUCCAAAAACGCAUCUAUUUAUGAUGUCAUAACAUGCCACAGUAGAAAACUAAUAAUGACCUGCAACUCUUGAGAUACCAUUACCCAUGAGGCACUGCUUCGAGGUAAGCACAAGAGUGCUGUAGAAAGUUAAAUUCACCUCAUUAUGGGCUGAGUCACUUUCUGGUUUGGUAAGAACAAACAGUAGAAGUGACAAAGUUGGGAGACUUACAUAAAAAAAUAAACUUCUAAUGUAAAUAUAUUUAUAUAUAUAUAUAUAUAUGGAGAGCAAAAAACGGAUCGCAAGAGUAUUCUGAGAACGGACAGCAGCUGAAAUAGCCUGCCCUUCGGUGGGUCCCCGCUCAGAACUCAAGCUGGUUUUAGCUCAUCUUGUGCCAUUACAGAGAGAACAUAUCUGAAGCAUAUCAGACUGGUCCCACCCAUACGGGCAGUCCAGAUCCGAAAUGCCAGCAAGUUCUCUCUGCAUGAGAGAUACAGCAACCCAAGACGAUGGUUUCAGCCUUGUUAGGCAUCAUCAGUGAGGCACAGCUGAUAUCUCUGUAGGCACCGUGAGCAAGGGGUCCACGUCUGGAUUACCCUUUAAACUAAUGGAGAGCAAAAACCGGGUCGCAAGAGUAUUCUGAGAACGGACAGCAGCUAAAAUAGCCUGCCCUUCGGUGGGUCCCCGCUCAGAACUCAAGCUGGUUUUUAACAAGAUGAGCUAAAACCAGCCUGAGUUCUGAGCGGGUACCCACCAAAGGGCAAGCUAUUUUAGCUGCUGUUCGUUCUCAGAAUACUCUUGCGACCCGUUUUUUGCUCUCUCUCUCUCUCUCUCUAUAUAUAUGUGUAUAUAUAUAUAUAUAUAUAUAUUUGCAUAUAUUUUUAAUCGAUAUACGUACUUUAAAAAUGAUUGCUUAACUCUGCACUUGAGUGUCCCUUUUAUUAACUUUAUGACCUCCUGAUUGGAUUUGAUGACGUUGAGUCAAUCUAAUAGAGCUAGGCCAAAUUAGUCUUUACACAGAGGAUUUUCAAGAAACAUUAUAGCAUUAGGAAUACAAAAUGCACAAAAUUAUUGUCCCCCCCUCCAAGUAAGGGGGUUAAAUAACCUUUUAAACUCUUAUCUAAUUUGCCUCGAUGCUGGAUCAGGUGCCUCCUUUUCUGACGUCAGAGAUCCGAGGGAACUUAAUGCACAUGCGCAGCGAUUCAAUGCUUUCCUAUGGGGAAUGUCAACACAUCUUUAGACGUCAUCAUGCAAAGCAUGAGGACGUCCAGCUUUUUGUUUCACUGAGUCAAACUCCGUGAAACUCCAGGAAGCGACUUUAGUGGCUGUCUGAAACUGCAAUGUCUUACAAUGCAGGGUUAUGGGGAACAGGGACACUGCAGCCAGACCAGUUCAAUGAAAUGAAAUGGUCUGAGUACUCGUAGUGUUCCUUUAAAAAGUCACUUUAUCUGGAAAACAAUUGUAUUGCUCUGAGUGUUAUGCAAGAUUGCCAUGAUAAACACACCUAAGUGGAAGGCAAAAGGUACACGGGUAUCAACGUCUCUAUUUCGAUUGAUUGGGCAUAACUGCUUCUAGCAGAAGUGCGUUUAGAAUGUUUUUACAGAUAAUAAAGUAUUUUAGUAGCUGUUACAGCAAUGAGAGGAUUCUUGUAAUUUUGUGACAAUGAUAAUUUGUUCUUUGCGCUAUGACGUUAACGUUUUAUAGUUGUGCUUAUGCAACAAAACUAAAGAAAAAAUCUUGUAAAUGGACAAAUCAAUACAAAGGUGACUUGAAGGCUGGCAGGUGGAUGAUCAUACAUCCUACUUAUCCAAUUCUAGCAGGGCUGGUAAGUAGUUGUGAAUUGCAAGCCUGCAUGUUGUGUGGCUAAGCACACUUCCUUCAAACCAUACCGAUUCAUGCUUCGCAAUGGGCACUGUGAUAGGCUGAAAACAGUCAGCUGACACUCUCAGCCGAUCACAGCUGCCCAUUGCUGAUCAGUUGAAUGCUUUCUGAGGACUCUCAUCUAGCAUUAAAAAUGUUUUAACACUGAAUGGAAGAACGAUGCCAGGGGACUCCAGACACUAUAACCACUUCAAUGAGAUGAAACGGUUACAGUGCCUAAAGUGUCCCUGUAACAACGCCAGCCAAAAUGAUCAAAAAUGCAUUGGCUGCUUUAGCUGAGUAAAUACAGACUAUAAAUGUGGGUUAAAUUCCUCUCUUGCUAAAUUUCGUUUAACUCCUAGUCUCUAUGGUCCUGGUCCUCUAAUUUUAUGGCUCUGUCCUGGUGCCAUAGAAUGUUGAGGUCAUGUUGUGAUCAUCGGUAAGCUCUGGCAAUAUUUUCUUGACAUAUUUACUGGUGGUUGAAGGCUCUGCCUCCAGUGAUCACGUAUUCUCAAAUUGUAGUAAAGAUUCACUUCAGUGUACAACCUAUUAUUAUUAUUUUAUUAUUUAUAUAGCGCCAUCACAUUCCGUAGCGCUGUACAAUGACUAACAGACAUGUAAUUGUAAUUAGACAAUUGGACGUACAGGAACAGAGAGGUAUAGGGCCCUGCUCAAUGAGCUUACAUGCUAGAGGGAGUGGGCUAUAGUGACACAAAGGGUAAAAGUAGGAAUAUGAAGUAGGUUGUUAGAAAAGUAUUAAUUGAGGGCUUAGUACGUUAUUUUUGACAGUUGCAGGAGAGGAGUCAUGGGGGAUAAAAACCUGCUAACAGUUUAAUUGAUAUACUUUCUUGAAGAAGUGAGUUUUCAAUGAUGAGUUCCACAGAAGAGGUGCAGCCCUGGAGAAAUCUUGGAGGCGAGCAUUAGAGCAGGGCGUACGAACAGAGGAUCUAGGUCUUUGGCAGAGCGUAGGGGCCUUGACGGGACAUACUUGUGUAUUAGGGAGGAUAGGUAGGUUGGAGCAACAUUAUGUAAGGACUUGUAAGCAAGCACCAGAAUUUUAGCAUAUAUACUAAGCAUAAAUGCUGCAUGUAACUGCAUGUGUACAGUAACUAAGGUCUGAACAUUUAUUUUUUAAGUUACACUGUGUGCUCCAUAAAGAGGAAGUGUGGUAAGACAGGGAUUUAUCCCCGGGACGUCACAGCAGAAGAGAUAUAUGUUGAUUUAUUGUCCAUUCAGAUUGCAUUGCUGGAUGAGUAACAUUUGAGUGAUAUGCUAACAAAGAAAUAGAGGUGUGGGACAAGGAUAACCUGUUGUUGACUUGUCCUUUUUGCAAGUCUAGUUUCCUAGUAAAGGACACCUCGUCAAUCAGUACACAAAAAAACAACGCCCAGGGAACUUUCUUUAUCAUGAUGGGUGUCAGCCGUUACCUGACAAGCUUUUAGUCAUUCUUAUGCAGGAUUCACUGGACACAGGUGGACAUUGUAAGCGAAAGACAAAGUUCCAACUCAUAAGGCUGUUCUCAAGAUCUAUAGGAGUAGUGAUGUUCCCUUGGGCACUUUAUGGGUUAAUUCCCAGGAGGACCCUCUGUAGUGAUAUUGGUGUAGUUUGCAAUCAAACAACAACAACAAAAAAAGAGAAAAUAAUUAAUUCCUGGAAAUAAAUUAUAUAAAAUAACUUCUUUAUUUUAUUUUUUUAAAUUUAAAAUACUAGUUUAAAAAUGACUUAAAUCAGCCAAACUAUAAUAAAAAUUCCAAUCGCAGCAGUGAUGACGUUUUGUGAAAUCUCAGCUCCCUAACAAGCUGUUUUGGGGGAUAUGGAAAACAUCAUGUGCAUGUUUCAAUGGAUGUGUCAAGUACACAAAGCCUACAUUAUAACAAUCCACUGAGUUUACUGUAAACAGGGUUAGCUGCCUCGGUAUGUAACAAAAUAAAUCUAAUCAGUAAGUGUUUGGGGGUAAAAAAGGUAUAAAAAAAUGAACCGCUAACAGGUAUGUACAGAUAUUAAAGAUGAACUCUCUAUAGCAACCCAGGUAAUACAGGGAGUCUGUAUUUAAAAUAAAUACAAUUUAAAAAAAUAGAAUUAAAAUAAUUAGUCUGCUCUAACGUGUCUUCCUGGACAUCUAUCACUAAAGUUAUAAAGGAAGCAAUGCUUGUUACAUACAGAGGCAGGUAAGACUGUUUACAGUAUAAUCAAUGAAUUUGUUACAAUGUAGACCUUGUGUUCUUGACAAAUCUAUUGAAAAUUGUGCAUGGUGUUUGAAAAUCGUGAUCAGCUUGCUGCAUUUUAUAAGAUUAUGGGUGCAUGUGAUUGCAUUAUAGAGAACUUUUUUUGUUCAUAUUUGAUAUCAGUUUAGCUUGCAAAAUAUACAGAUACACAUAGGAGCCUUAAUGAGCAUAUAUGUCAUCAAAGCAUCCUUUUAAAUCGAAAUUCUAAGCACCUGCAGCAUAAUGUAGUGGUUAUGGUGCAAGGUGUAUAUUGGUACCUCCACUUCGUUUUGUGCCAAACUGUUUUCAAUUGGUUGUAGAAAAUCUAUGCCUCUCCUGGCCCCUCUGUUUCGCCAAUGUAUAAGUUUAAUUUCUAAAUUUUCUGUUCUAAGUUAUCCAACCAACCAUGGAUGGCAAACCGGGACUGUGAGACCCCCCUCUCAGGGUAAUAUCAGAGAUUCUAUGGUUGGCAUACCAAGAGCAAGGAGAUUACCAUUUUUGGUAAACUGCUCAAAAACUGAUAAAAAUCAAGGGAUUGGCACCCAAAGACUUCUUACCCUAUAGCGUCACCAUAUGAGGCCGUGAUUAUGGUGCUUAGACUGUCCCAUUGAGUAAAGCUAAAUACUUUUUACUAAACUAUUUAAAUUGCUCUAGCAAGAAGCCCUUUGAGAGAUUAUUCUCCCCCACCGCUCGCUUCAUUUCCAUGUUAAACAAAUAUUUCUGGUGCUGCUUACUGUGCGGAACUAAUGGGGCGUUCUACGUUUCUUUUUCCAGGUAAACAGACGAUUUCUAGUAAAGGGACAAGGCUCCUUUUGUGCAUCAUUUAAGUCUCAGAAUUCGCAAUACAAAGUUUUUCUCUUUAAGUUUUUUUUAAAUAUUUUUUUUGAACAGAUGUUUUGUCUUCUAACCAUUCUAACCUUGUUUAUCUGCAGGUUUUCCAAACUCCCUUGCUAAAGCCACUAAGAGCAAUGGUUUUCCAAGCCGUGGGCAAGCUGUUGGGCUACAGGAAACAGUAAGUGAUCACCUUCAAUUAUGGAGGGGACUUGGCAAGUAUUUGUGUCUUUAGGAGCCCAAAUGAUUUUCUUUUUAGAAGCCAAGCAUGAGGCACAUGAUUCAGUUCUUUAACUCUGAAUUAUGGAGAGCUGACAAUGGAAUUAAAGUUUUUCAUAGAUUCGAGAUCUUGUACACAAUACAUGAUCUUGUACACUCAAAGGGAAUCAAAACUUCCUGCUGAACAUUGCUCAACAAUUCAAAUGUACAAACACAGACACUUUCAUUUUAGUGGUGUAAGUGGGGUUCAGCUGUACUGAGUAAUUCUAUGUUAUUUGCUGAUAAUUUAUGCAACUAAAAAGUAAUUUAGAACAAGAACAGUGCAUCUAAUUUACACAGACUGAUUUCUAAACCCAUUUAUUGUAGUUUAAAGACACAUUACUGUGAGUAUUAUUACUGUGGAGCUCUGUUAUCCACUCUCACAAACCAAUAUUAUGGAUCUCCUAGAAAAGGACAUUAGGAUAGAAUAGGGACUGUCCCUGCUAAUCAUGGACCCUUGGCAGGUAUGACAUACGGUUAUCUGGAGCCAAUAACGAGAUUGAAGUUUUUUACCAGAGGAAACUGGGCAGCGUGCCUGUACAUUCCUGUACAUUCCUUGUUAAUAUGUUGCAUCUCCAGAUCUGCAGGAUACAGAUUGACUAUGAAGUUCCUCUCUGUACAGCAGUUUUCAGAGAGAUGGGUGGGGGCAAGGGGGUAAUAUGUUACAUUGUUAUUUUAAAGAUUGCACAGUGCUGGAAAAUAAUUUGGUAGGUGACAAUCCUCGGAGCCGUUAGUUUUUUUCCCCCACCCAGGAUUUAUGUUAUCUCUCAAGGGUUGGAUUUGGGAUUAUCUGGGUUUUAACAGACACAAGGCCUGAGUUAGCAGUCAAUGCUUCCAUAUCAUUAGAAGCUAAUAAACCUAGUGCAAUCAGAACUACAACAAAGCAAAGAAUGCUCAACGUUCCAAGGUGAACUGUUUGUAGCAGAGUAACAUGCAUGGUGGGUAAUAUUUAAAUGAGUGAUAGUGAUAGUAGCUUGAGAAGAUUUUGUUUAUCAAGUGAUCAACGUGUGCAGACCAGUCAUCUUUCCCUGAAUAAAGGAGAAUGAUAUGAUGGAAUGUCUGAUUUUGGGAAUUAGUCAACUGGAUGAAGGAUAACAAGGCCCCACAUUAGCUGCAGGACAGGGGUAGACAACCUCCGGCAUGUUGUGGACUACAUCUCCUAUGAUGCUCCGCCAUCAUUAUAGCUGUAAGUGCAUUGUUGGAUAUGUAGUCCAUAACAUAUGGAGUGUUGAAGCAUGCGUACCUCUCAGCCUCAGCGAGCCCAAGUAGAGGUUAAAGUUGGCCCACACUGGCUCUGGAUGCUAUCGGUGGGAUCUGAGGAUGGAGAGGCAGAAGGAUUUGCACUAACUCUCAGAAGGCCCCUCUAAUUCUUGUUGGAGCAUUGCUGCUUGAUGAUGAGUCAGCCAUGCUCUGAGACGUCAGGUCCGUAUGGUCAACACCAUCAAUGCAUGGGCAGUUGGCACAGAAAAGAGUGGCACUAGCAGGAGCCUGAGAUGGAGGUAUUUGAGACUAGGUCUGCCUUGUACAUGGUGUUAAACACAGGUGGUUCUACAAAUUGAAUGCAGGGGGACUGAACUGCUAAUAGUUGUGACUGGUCAUCUCAAUCCCUACCCCAGAGGGUUUUUUUGGGAUGGUUAGUUGUACAGAACAGACCAGCUUCUCCAUUACUCUGUCUAUUUUUUUUUUGCAACUCCUAUCACUAUUACUUUCUGUAAAGUGUUGGGCAAACCUUUGGCACAUAAACUGUUGAAACGGCAAUCUGAGCAUUAUUAAAGCAGCUAAGAUGAGAUAAGAGCAUAGCAUAAUUACAGCACCAAGUACCUGGGUGUGAACUGGUGUAUGUAGGUCAAACUCAGCAUAUUCUUUAAAUUGAUAACCCUAAACAGCUCUGCAAAUAUUUAAUUCAUAAGACAAUAUCUGGAUCACAAGGUUAUUCUAGGUUUGAAUCUUAUAUGUUCUAGGUGUUGAUCCAACAGAAAGUAGAGAAAGUGUUUGUGACCAAAGCAGGUUUUGCUUACUGAAGCAGUUUUGGUGUAUAGAUCACGCCCCUGCAGUCUCACUGCUCAAUUCACACCUCCCUGCAUGUGACUCACACAGCCUUCCUAAGCACUUCCUGUAAAGAGAGAUCUAAUGUUUAAAUUUCCUUUAUUGCACAAUAUGUUUAAUCUAGAAUCUCCUGCUCUGUUAAAAGCCUCCUAGAUUCUGCAGGAGGUUACAACGAAGGAGAUAAAAACUUUUAAAGUAAGUUACAUCUCAUUCAUAGUGAAACCAUUGUUUCCAUCCAGGCUGUAUCAGUCACGGCAAGGGGAGGUGUGGCUACAGCUGCAUAAACAGAAACAAAAGUGAUGUAACUCCUAAAUGGCAGAGAAUUGAGCAGCGAGACUGCAGGGCCAUGAUCUAUACACCAGAACCGCUUCAUUAAGCUAAAGUUGUUUGGAUGCCUAUAGUGUCCCUUUAAUUUCAGUAGACUUUGAUUUUACAUUUAUUUUGUAUUUUCAGACAUGGGCUGUUAUUUAACCAUCUAUCUAUAGAUCUUUAGGAGUGACAAUCUCAACUCAUUACCCAAGUCCUAUAAUUCUUUUCUACCCUGCUUUGUGCUCUUCCAGAGCUUGGGAUGUUAGGUGGGAAUAAAAUACACAAGGUGAAACACUAAUAAUUUAAAAAUGAUACGGCGAUCACCUGGAGUUAAUUGUGAGGUGAAAAAAAGGCACUGUCUAAAUGUAUAUAUCAUAUGCAAUAAAACCAGGGCUCGAGUCCUGCAGGAACGCAUGGGAACGGCGUUCCUGCACUUUUUCCAAAGCAGGAACGCCGUUCCCGUUACCUGUCCUGCAGGACCGGCCCUGGUCCCUGCACUGAGGGUCCAGCACACGCUGUGUUCCCUCUCCAGCUAUAACUCUCGCGAGACCCGCGGCUGUUACCAUGGCAACGCUCCGCACAGGCGAGUCUCGCGAGAGUUAGAGCUGGAGAGGGAACACUGCGUGUGAUGGCCCCUCUGUGCAGCGGCUGGCUCCCUCCAGCAUACCACCGGACCACCAGGCGAUCUCCCCCCUCCCUGACAAGGUAAGAAGCAGGGAGGGGGGAUAAAAUAAAAUAAAUACAUACACAUAAAGUAAGAAAAAAAUGCUCCCCAUCAUCCAGCACCACACACAUCAUCCAGCACUCACACACCAUCAUCCAGCACUCACACACCCAUCAUCCAGCACACACACCCAUCAUCCAGCACACACACACACCCAUCAUCCAGCACUCACACACCCAUCAUCCAGCACUCACUCACACAUCAUCCAGCACACACACACACAUCAUCCAGCACUCACUCACACACCCAUCAUCCAGCACGCACACACACACCCAUCAUCCAGCACACACACACAUCAUCCAGCACACACACACCCAUCAUCCAGCACACACACACCCAUCAUCCAGCACUCACACACUCAUCAUCCAGCACACACACACCCAUCAUGCAGCACACACACACCCAUCAUCCAGCACUCACUCACACACCCAUCAUCCAGCACUCACUCACACACCCAUCAUCCAGCACUCACACACCAAUCAUCCAGCACUCACUCACACACCAAUCAUCCAGCACUCACACACACACCAAUCAUCCAGCACUCACACACACACACACACAAUCAUCCAGCACUCACUCACACACACAAUCAUCCAGCACUCACUCACACACACAUCAUCCAGCACUCACACACACAUCAUCCAACACACACACACAUCAUCCAACACACACACACAUAAUCCAACACACACACACAUCAUCCAACACACACACACACAUAAUCCAACACACACACAUCAUCAACACACACACACACACACAUCAUCCAGCACUCACACCCUUACGCCACGUCGUCCAGCACUCCCUGCCUUACAUGCACGUCGUCCAGCACUCACCUGCCUUGCGCCACGUCGUCCAGCACUCCUACGCCGCCCACGUCGUCCAGCACUCACGCCUUACGUCGUCAGCACUCACUUGCUGCGCCGUCGUCCAGCACUCACCUGCGCCGCGUCGUCAGCACUCCGCAUACGCCACGUCGUCCAGCACUCACGCCGCCCGAUGGAGUCAGCACUCCGCGCCGCACGCACGUCGUCCAGCACUCACGCACGCACGUCGUCCAGCACUCACGCACGCACGUCGUCCAGCACUCACGCACGCACGUCGUCCAGCACUCGCACGCACGUCGUCCAGCACUCGCACGCACGUCGUCCAGCACUCGCACACUCUUCACUCACUACAAACACACUGCAUUCACUAUACACCCUCUGCAUUCACUAUACACCCUCUGCAUUCACUAUAAACAUUCUGCACGCACUACAUUCACUAUACACACUCUGCAUUCACUACAAACACACUACAUACACUGCAUUCAUUGUACACACUGCACUCACUACAAACACACUAAAUUCAUUAUACACAGUGCACUCACUACAAACACACUAAAUUCAUUAUACACACUCUGCACUCACUACAAACACACUAAAUUCACUAUACACACUCUGCACUCACUACAAACACACUAAAUUCACUAUACACACUCUGCACUCACUACAUUCACUAUACACACUCUGCACUCACUACAAAAACACUACAUUUAUUAUACACAGUGCACUCACUACAAAUACACUGCAUUCAUUAUACACACUCUGCACUCACUACAAAUUCACUACAAUUAUUAUUCAUACUCUGCAUUCACUACAAACACACUACAUUCAUUAUACACACCCUGCACUGCACUAUAUGCAUAGGAGUGUAAUUAAUUUUUUUUUUUAAGGGGGGGGAGGGGGCGGGAUCUUGGGUGAGUUCCCACAUUUUUCCCCCAGGACUUGACCCUGAAUAAAACAUUAAAUCAGAUACAAUAAUUCAUUAUUCAGAGUUCAUGAUAAUUGAUAGUGGAUUGUGAAUGUGAACUCUGGCCUUCCAGAUGUUGCUGAACUACAACUCCCAUGAUUCUCAGCCUAUCUAUUUCAUUCAUAGAAUCAUGGGAGUUGUAAUUCAGCAACAUCUGGAGAGCCGGAGUUUGGGGAAGCCUGAGAUAAUGCAUCCAGAAAAUCAAUACAGACCACAAAACAAGCCUUUUGUUCGGUGAUAGCAGCUUCCCCACUUUCAAAGAGAAUGUAGCUGAAAGCCGAUUCCACUUCAUCUGUAAAAAAAAAAAAAAUUCUCGUUACAAAUUAGAUUGUAUAUAUCUUAACCCACUCUCCUAACUGACGCCAACCUCCAUCUGACAGGGCUCUGCUGACAGCUAGAAGGUACUACCACACACACCUUGACACCUUGACCAUUCACGCAAACAACGUGAGUCACUCACACACAGCUAGAAGCCUUCACACUACGAGACCAAAACUAGGCUGUCACUUAUACUGAUAUCCCCCCCCCCCCCCCAUGCCAGUUCACAGGAGACCUUACACCAAUGCUCACAUACACGACUGUCAGGCAGGGGGAGAUACCCUAAGUGGUUAACACUCACAAGGACCAUAACAUAGACUGCACACCCACACAAAAAGAGCUGUCCACCACAACUGCUUAACCUAUUAUAAAUAUAAAAAAUGUGUAUUGUCCACAGAUGCUACCUAUGUUUUAAUUGUUGAUAUUUAAGCAGACACAAGCUGUUGUGGCAUUGUUUGCUACCAUGUUUACUAUAAGCACAAAAAAUAAAGAAUUUAAAAAAAAAUUAAAAAUUCUAGUAAUAGAUGAUAAUUGUGAGAUUACUAUAGGUUUUUUCAAGUCUCUACACGACUACAAGAAUAAUGGCCAAGUUGACGAGAGAUAAUGGCUACAUCUAUCGAUAUAAUGGAUGGAUCUUGAUCUUGACCCAUCGGUAUUCACCAAUCAUGAGAAUACAAGUCAACCUCUAAAAGCUGAUUAUCCUUUAUAUUAUUUUUAUUUUGCAAUUGUCAUAAUGACUGACUCUCCCACUUUUAAUUUCAGCAGUAAGUCCAUUAAGAAAGACAGUCCUGCUAAAAAGACAUCAGGAGAAAGUGAGAAGCUGUAUUUGGAACCUCGUUACACGGCUGCUCGUAUAGUGGACGCGGAUAUCCUAAUGCUGGUGGCGUUGCCUAAAGGACUUAACGUAGACGAAUGGUUGGCAAGCAAUGGUAUGUUCUAAUCUAGAACAUAAUUUAAAUUGGUGAUUUUAUUCUGCUUAAUGUCAUUACUGCUUUCUGUAGUCAUAUACUGACCAUUAAACUACAACUCCCAAAACCACUUGCUUUACUCCCCUUAAUGUACAGCUUUGUAAAAACGACAUUAGCUAAUACUCACAUUUUAGUCACUUGACCAUUAAAGGGACUCUCAGUUUUCCUGGCACUGCAGGAUCCCCCGCCCCACAUCCCAUGUCGCUAAAGGGGUUAAAACCCCUUUAGCUACUUACCUAAAUCAAGCACCGAUGUCCCUCUGCGCUGGGUCAGGUUCCGCCCACACUCCUCCCCUGCCGACGUCAGCCGGCGGUGGAGACCUAAUGCGCAUGCACGGCAAUGGCAGCAUGCGCGCGCAUUAGACCUCCCCAUAGGAAAGCAUAAUUAUCAGCCAGUAAGCUGAUAUCUAGCCAUUUAAGCUAUUUUAUUAAGUAAAUAGAGUAACCAUGUGCUGUAUACAAUUGAAAACUUUAGCAACCAUAUUCUAACACCCAAAAUAUUAAUAACUCUGUACAUGAAAUAUUGGUCAAAAACAUUAAAUGGCAAUAAUAAACUGCAUGCACAGAAAAUUAAAGUGGCAAUUACAGUUCAAUGCAAUUUGUUGCUUAGUGAAUAAGCCCCAGUAUAUAUUUGUUCUCGUGAUGGUAAAGGUUACGUGUCAGUUUUCUUUCCAGAAAUAGAGCAAUCUAUAUUGCUGUUCUUAAACAGAAUGGCAGCCUUUAUUUUUCCGGAGUGUUAAUGGUACAGUGAUUACAGGAGUGUAGGCCUGAGUGGAACGUGUGAAAGAGCUAAUGCAUAUUUCAUUAGAUUUUGUAAAAGCCACAAUGUUUGCUGGGUAAAUACCAUAGUCCUGUCCUCCGUAAACAGAACCAGCAGGUUUGUCUGCCAUUGUACAUUUACAUUUGGGUUUGUAAAGUCUCCUGGGUGGGAAACAUUUGCAAAUGAGAAAAAAAAACACAUUCUCAAGACAAGGAGCAGAAUCACUUAUGGGUUUUAAAGAGUCUAUUUUUUCAUUUUUUUCUUAUUUUAUUUUAUAAGGCCUCUAAAAUCACAUGAAUGAUCCCGUAAAAGGAAAUGAGUGUGUUCUGGAGACAUCAUAGUAAACAGAUCAAAUAUUGAGUGUUUUAUAAAUAUCUACAGAAACCAAAAAUGGCAUAAUUUUCCACUAACAAAUUCUUCACUGUUCUGGAAGUCCGUGCCAGCCAAUAGGAACAGGGCUACCAUUCAAACUGUUUUUUCACCCUUUCUCCUGAUUGGCCGGCACGGACUUCCAGGUGGCCAGCGUGACCCUGCGGCUUUGAGUCAUAGUUCCAUGGGGCUCGCGUCUCUCUCCGGUGGAUAUCUCCACGUGGAUAGUACCAGAGAGAGCGCUUUUUGGCGGUUAGCCCGAUUGAACAUUGUUACCCUUGCCUACAGUGACGGUGCUCCGUCAUCAAGCUACACUGUAUUUUAGUCUAAACAGUUUGACUCCUAUAUAUCCCACAAUGUGUUCUCACGGUCUAGUGCAGUGAUUUCUGGGAGCUGUAGUCAUUUUAAGAGCUUCUGAGUAGCAUUGGCUAACAUGAAAGGAUUUGUUAGGGCCGGGGCUGCCAUCAAAUCUCUUGGGGCCUCUUGCAAAGUCAUUGGCAAUACCUUCUAGCAGACAGUAAUAUGUGCACAUGCACCCAUUUACACAGAUACAUACUUAGACACAAACCUCUGCAUUCCCAGUCAUGACUUGUCAAAGAUGUGUACACACACAGAUACACAGUGCACACAUACGCAGAAACCAACAUCGCCACACCAUAUAAACCACAGGUGAGCCUCUUAACGGAGUACAGAUUGUCACCCCCUGACGGCUUCCCUGAUAUACUGAUAUAGGAAAUAAAAACAAGCCAAAAAAUGGAUGUACUUUUGUAUGACUUUAUGUUUUUUGGUUGGUCCUCCUUUGCAUUGUGACCGAAUGUAUGGACUGCACCGAGUGACCUUUCAUGAGGAUGUCCUGUGCAUCUAGGAGUUUCUUACAUAAUCCUCUGCAUGGGGUCCUGGAACGCUGGUCAGUGUUUCUGCUACUUUACGAGGGUUAGCUCAGUUACUGCUAGACUCCCUAGGCUUAUGAUCUAGAUUUUAAGAAGUGUAGAAGCCAGGCAGUAAUGGUACCUGGUGUCUUGUAACUUUAUAUCUCUCGCUCGGUUAAGCAGAGCCAUCUGAAUAGGUGUUUUUCUUUCCACUUCCAUGGAUGCUGUGCAUCUAUCUCUUAAUAAAUAAAAUGCCUUUUGUUCUAGGGGAGUUGUCACCUUUGUGUUAGUGCCAGUUCCUCUUAUACCACCUGUAAGUUAUAUUGAAGCAUUUUCUGGGAUAAGACGUGCAGAAUAGGAAGGCAGAAAGCACGCAGGACAAGGUUAUUCUCUAAAUUGAUCGCCAGGAAUUGAAAAUGAAUUUCACAUUUAAGGCCAAAGUAGUCAAACUCGAAGUAUGGCUGACUUGGAGAAAUUGUUUUUCAGUGCAGCUAUUUCUGCCUUAAAUUUUAAAUUCACAUUGAAUUCCUGACAUUUCUCACUUUAGUGAAUAAAUGUUGAAUGUUGAUUUAUAUUCACUCAAAGGAGAACAGUAUCACCAGGUUCUCAAACCCUCCUGCUCCUUCGUGUUUGGUGAUCAUAUCCCCUGCGUACAUACGUAAGGCUUGCAAACGAGACAUGAAAAAAGCAUGACAGAGCGCUAUAAUAGGGUUAGUUUUGUCAGAAAAGGUGACAGCCUUUGAAAGAUAAAUCGUGCAUGCGUGCCUGUGUGUAUUGUCUGAUGGUUGACAAUUUGUAGUUUCCAGGAACACGUAAUUGGAUCAUAUCAUAAUAUUGACAUUUCAUGAGCUUGUCCUGAGACGUGCCUUGGACAGAUGAUGUAUUUACACAUAAUGUAAGCAUAUCGGUCCCGGAGAUCGUGUUGUGUUCUCCGUGGAGACAUGUUGGUGUUUGAUAAUAAAACAUUGUGACCAGGAGAUUGAUUGCGAGUCUCAUUGUUCUGUGUUAUCCUGUUAUGGUCACGUGAUCAGUCUUCCACUGGAAUAAUUUUUAAUAUACUGACAUAUAGAGUGGAGUGGCCAUCACAAUCAUUUCUGCAGGGUUAGCUAGUGAUCAACAGGUUGGGAAUAAUUAAUCGACAGUGCAAACUUUCAUUCACACAGUAGGACAAACUCUGUUGUAGACCAUAGCUUAGAUUGGCACUGGUACAAGGGUCUAGUGCUAUACUGACACUGUGGUCUUGCCCUUAAAAUCUUGUGGGCCCAUUAAGAGCACAUUCAUCAUUAUAUUAUUGUUUGUGCAGAUGUUUUUUAUCCUUAAUAUCUUUCGACCAACACAGGCACACUGAUGCAUCUCAAAUCAAAUUAAAACAACAAUAAGGUGCGCUGUGAUGGCAUGGACUUCAGGGCUGUGAUAGGGUUGCACAUUGCCCUUUAAAAUGCGUGUCUUAAUAUGUAUCAUCAUUAAAUGGGAUUCUUAUUUGGCAAUUUAAUUAAAACUCUAAAGUCAGUUUGGCAAGAAGUGUGUGUAUCUUAUUAUUGUUAUUAUUAGCAUUUAUAGUAAGGAUUGAAAUAUGUGUACAAUUUAUUCUGGUGAGGUUAAAAAGAAAAGCUAAUAGAUAUAUGCAUUUGUUGCGUCCAGCCAUAAAUAAAUCGAUUUGUUUGACAUCAAAUGUAUUCGUUUGAAACAAAGCCUUUUGAUUAUUUUGAAGCCAAUACAUUUGUUCAGACAGAUACUUGAAAAUUCUACAUCUGAAUCAUGUAGCUAAUAAAAAAACAUUUCCUCCAUUAAAAAUGAAUUGAGAGGUAUCUGUUUCAGACUAAAAGAUUGAUUUAUGGACGAAUGCACAUGUCUAAAAACAAAGCAGGUAUGCCUUGAAAAAGCAACUGUCAUUAACUUGUGCCUUGGUCCAAAAAAAGUUAUGAAUCACUGGUCCAUCUUAUGCCAGGUCAAAGGUCAGUUUCUGAACCAAAUCAUGUGCAUGUAUGAGCGUUUACAUGUCCAUCCACUGACUGUGUAUUCCUUGUCUUCUUAGAUGAUUUAAUCAGAUCUCCUUAUUACUGUGCUAUGGUUAUUUGUGGUAUAAUGAACACUUUGUCAUUCUAAACAUUAUUUACUAUGCACAUUCCAAAGUACUGAUUAUCAUUACAAUUUAGUCACCAGUUACAUCAUGUUGUUGUGAAAUGUUUAUCCUCUUGCUUUUUCCCAGCCGAUCCUUCGAUGCCAAAUUUAAAUUGGACAUGUUCCAGAAAGGAAUGAAAAACCUAGAUUAAUCAUUACUGAAUAAAAUUGUUGGUCUGUUUUGUUACAUAUUUAUAAACCUUUCUAGAGGAUGUUAAUUAUUAAGAUCUAGAUUUACCGCCCAUGAACAUCUUAAAGGCAACCUCACAUUGUCUGAGUUUUGCCAAACAAAGGCUUAAAUGGAUACAUGAUCUCUGCUGUGGAUGAAGCUCAAAUCACAAUAGGUUCACAUUAAAGGGUUACUCCAAGCAAAAAACGGUUUUUAAAAAAAACUUGUUUUGGUUAGAGUAACCCUUUCUAAGGUGGUUUGCUCCCCCCUAUCAGCUCCCCCAAAAAACCUAAAACGCACAUUCAUUCAACACGUGAGUCCAAGUUCUCCCUGAAGCCCAAUCCUCAUAGACUGACAUCACUCCCCUUUGCUUGACUCCAGGCACCAUGACCACUGCAAAUCACUAAAGUGUUUAUGGUUCUUGGAGUAAACCUUUAACCCUUUAAGUUAAUGUGCCAGGACCCUUCACUUGUAUUACUUAAAGGGGAUCCAUCACUUCCCAGGAUAUGUAAUAUUCUGUUUACUUAUCCCAUAUAUGUAACAACAGGUCUAAAAAAAAUAAAAUUAAAUUGAGAAAGGCACCAUUCUGUCAAUCACCCCUUCCUACCACUGGAUACGGUUAGUGAUAGAGGAGAGAAUGAAACAUUGUUUUUGUUCUUUGCAAUAUGUGCCCUGCUUAUGGCUAGACUGAAUUUAAUUGUGAUAUGAUUUACUAAAGCCUUAAUAUACAUUUUAGAAGAAGACAAAGCAUCUCGCGAGAAUAACGUUAACACAAGUUAAAGGUGAUCAACAAUGUUUUAUUCAAUGGUGCAUUUUCCAGAUAAGUAACCGUUCCCGUUUAGGGUUUAAAGCGGAUGUUUGUAGGACAAUACAAGGACAGAUUAACACAGUUCCAUUUCCCAACAUUCAUUGCUCAGUCCUGUUUUUUAACCGUUGUAAAGUUCCACUGCUGUUAUUGAUUAAUAGCAACAGGUUCGCUAAAUUUACCCUUCUUAACCUGUAGUUCUGUGUCAGUGACACUUGACCAAAAUCGCAUGAUUUGCACCUUUCAGCAUCAGGUGAUGUCACCAUGGCAACUCGCCGUAACAGCAUGCAUCCCAGGUGCAAUGCUGGGGUAAUUUGUAACGCUUUAAACACAAAUGAGAGAGAUUAUUUACAUGUAAAAACAUACUGUUUGGACAGCCAAACACGACACACAUGACAAACACAAACAAUUCAAAGACAAAUGUUACUGCAUUUGGUUACUGAUCCUUUGUGAGAGAUUAAAAAGGAUUACGUUAAAGAUACAUUUGUAAAUUAUUUUGAAUGUUGCUUAAAUCAAAAUUCUAUUUACUGGGCUAUAAAUGAAGGUGUCAUAAAGCUAAUAAGUCUAAUGUAGCAGUUUUAUAGAGGAUUUUUUUAGGAGUAUUUGUGUUUUCAUGUAUGGUUUUAGAAAAUCCGGCUUCUCUAAAUAAAUGACAAACACUUUUUGUUGUUUUUAUUAUCUCAGACUAAAAAUUGAUCGUUGCGUUGAUCAAUUAUUAUUACUAUUAUUAUUAUUAUUAUUUUAUUAUAUAUAUAUAUAUAUAUAUAUAUAUAGCGCCAGCAAAUCCCAUAGCGCUGUACAAUGGGUCAAUGAUGACAAACCGGAUGCAAUAAUUAAAAACAAUGUAUCAUUUCCCAGGGCGAUGUUUUAUACACUCGAUGUGCACUGCAUAUAAAAAUUGAAUUUUUUUCAUUGUGAUCAUAUAUGGCAAAUGAUAUGAAGUUUACAAAUUAAUGGCACAGUAUUUGAUUGGUAUUAAUGACAGCAUUUAGUAUCUGUUUUUAUUGAAUUAAUUGAAUUAAUUUUAGAUGUGAUUCAUUUGUGCAGUAAACUGCCAUCCGUUGACAGUGAUGCUUUCACAGUGAUCGCUCUGGUUAGUCUCACUGUAGUGAUUUUUGACCCUGUGCAUCUUAGUCUAGAGGCACAGACGUCAAUUUAUUUCAGUGGGAGGCCAAACGAGGAGAGGGCCCUGGUGCAAAAUAUUUGGGCCCUCCUAUCGCAAGGGUGGCCAAAAGGUACUUGAAUGUAAGCAUGUUUUUGUAUGGAGUGAAUGUAGGGGUGUGUUUGUGUGUAGUGUUGGUUUUUGCAUAUAGAGGUGUAUUCAUACACAAUGUUGGUGUUUUCAUACAAGGCGUGUUUAUAUGUAGUAUUGAUGUUUGAAUGCUGAGAUGUAUGCACAUGUACACAUACAGUGACACAUACUGAUACAAAUGCAGAUAAACAGACACAUACACUAACACACAUGCAGACACAGAGACCGACAAUGGCAUACAUACCGGUGAAAAUCUGAACCCACUCUCCUGUUUCCUACCUUUUGGGUGCGGGAGGGUGGCUUCUGCUGGCUGAAGUUUCAUGGAGUUAGGAGCUGGCUAUCCUAGUCUGUGCCCAUUCCUCUCUGCCUUGUCCUCCCAUGCGUUUUUAGUGUGUGAUAGCUGGAAGAAAGUGACAUGCCCCCACUUCCUCCCAGGGCAGCCAUUAUUAAAGGGUCUGCAGCAUACAACUGGGCCCCUAAAGACACAUGCCUAUCGGGCGGCCACGCCGUUUGUAGUUCCACCGCUGGUUUAUUUGGCACACAGGGAUAUAGCACCUUCAUAUUUAAAGUGUCACUGGUGCAGAAAUGUCCUGCUAAUUUUAACUCCUAAUCUGUGUAUAUAUUUGCGUAGUGAAAUUUACUAACCAUUCACAAUCAGGGUUAUUCCCUGAGAAUUGUUGGGACUUCAAAGUGAAUUUCAAACUUAAGGCCAAAAUAGCUGAAAUGUGAAAAUUCUCCAAGUCAGCUAUGCUUCCAGUUCGACUACUCUGGCCUUGAGUUUGAAUAUCACUUAGAAUUUCUGACAAUUAUCUCUUUAGUCAAACAAAACACAACCGCUAUAUGUAAUCAAUAAAUAAAUACUAAUGUAAAAUGCAAAAAUGGUAAUAAGUGUUUGAUAACACUCGAUACACUCCCUGACCUCUUUAUGUCAGAAGCCAAAUCAAACAGACAUUGUUAUUUCAAAGAAUUAUGUGACUUCAAAGAAGUGACGACUAAUACGAUCACUCAGCUUUGACUUGAGGUGGAAUUGCUGCUUGCCAGCCUUUUUAGUGCUGGGGGGGGGAUUGACCUGUCAAACUGUGCAUUAUUUCCCCAUAGCUUGCCUGCCCCUCUAAGACAAAUCCUCUGCUAGAAGCACAGCCAAAGUGUGUGUGUAGAAGGGGGGGCUGUACUGGUUUGGGGGCAUUGGGGGGUGAGGGGGGAAGGAGGAGGGAUCUUAUAUGGCAUUUGACCUCCAGCAAUAAUUUUAAUAGUCUUACAUAAUGCUAUAUUGUCAUGGAGUAGCCCUUACUGUCACCACGAAUCAGAUCAGUAAAGCUCUAUAUUUCAUCUAUUUAAAUUUUUUUUAUACUAUAAUGCACUGCGGGGCCCUGCUAUUGUGUUAGUUUAAAUGUAAACUUGCUUCAUGGCAAAGUGCUCUCAUUUCGCAGCAGAACUGGAGAAUGCUUAUUUAAGGCUGAGGUUUGCAGACUGAACUUUCCACAUCUCGUUCAAAUCAUCGACCGCAAAUUUACCCUUCCCCACUCAGUCUUUUCAGAACACAUUCCCUUUUAUUUAUAUAUCUUUUUUAUUCUCUUCCUUCAGACUGGAAGAGACUCUGUUUUCGUUACCACUUGUGUGUCAUAGGAGUUGGACAUAAUAUAGAAUUAUGGCUCAUUUGAGACCUCCGUGUUGGCGUGGCUCUGUUAUAAAUGGAUGGCGCCAGUAUUAAAUAUCCCGUUUAACCCUGCAAUGAAGGAAUCGGGUUGCAGAUGAUUUCAUAUUUCAUAAUAAAGCUGGGUUGUAAAAGCUGGGAUAAGCAUUUUGUCUGAUUUGCAAUGCUCAGCGUGCUAGACUGGAUACUGCAAAGAUUUUAUUUUUAUUUUACAGGUCACAAUAAAUGUACUUGUUUACAGUGUGACCCCCUACUUGGGUAUAGUAGAGGGAGGAUGGGAUCGUGUGUGUGUGUGUAUAUAUCUUAACAUACACUGCACUGUAGCAAUGAUUUAAAUGCAAUAAACUAUACAUUCUCACAGUGCUCUUCGCUCAAGAGAGAACUGUCUCAAAUUCAAAGUGAAUGUCAAAUCUAAGGCCAAAAUAAUUGAACUAGAAAAAUUCUCAGUAGCGUCCAGUACGGCUACUCUGGCCUUAAAUUAGAAUUUCACUAUGCAAUUUUAGUGAAACAUCCUGUUAGUGUGCAUUGUGUGUUUUAUACUCUGCUAAAUGGGGAGUCUUGCCAUUGUUUGGUAGGAUCACCUGAUCAUGACGUUUAAAGGGGACAUUAACAAAUAUAAAAAAUAAAGCCUGGACUGUAUUGUUUACAAGCCUUGAAGUAUGUAAUUUUUAUGUGUUACCCUCAUUGGAAUUGAUAAAUGACCGCACUAAUUUCAUGGCUAGAUACAUAAACAAUCAGUCAUGUACUAAGGGCAAUCCAUCACAGUGGUCAUGUCAUGCAAAGGUCAACAUAAAUGUAUUAUUGACCAAGUGCCCAGAUAAGCCACGCAUAUUGUGCAAGGUAAACAACUUUCAUAUUGUGGUUCCCAGGGCUCCGUCUUGCCCUAGGGCCCAGAUAUCCACCCCUCGGUCAUUCUACCAGUGUCUGUAAGUCUUUCUGUUCGCAGUUCAUAUGGGAAAAUGCUGUAAAACAUCAAUAACUGCGCUAAAAAAACAUGGCCGCUGAGUUUUUCAAAUACACAGACCACAUCAUUACUUUAUUAGUAAGUACCAAAAUAGUACAUAGAUAAAUAUUCUAUAAUUCAUAGAUUAACUGUAGCAGCCAUCACGUGUUUUUUAAAAAAUUCUGUGCCGAAAAAUUAUUUAAUCCAGCCGAGUUUAGCAGCUAAUAAAAUUAUAGUAAAAUAAAAUCUGAAUUGCAAAAAUUUUUGGCAAAAAUAGCCAAGUUGCAACUAUAUGUGAUGUGUGCAAAAACAAUAUUUUUACUUUUUGCACUACAGUUAAUUUGUGAAAUAGGUUAUUUUUAAUACAGGGCAGUGGUUAAGUAGGGUGUUUAUUCACUAAACUCUGAAUUGUUGAGAAUUGCAACAGUUUUGGCAAAAAAUAGCAAAGUUGUGACUGUACCUGAAUUGGGGUAUUUCUUUUCCAAAUUAGCUAUUUUAGCCUAUGUUUUGCCAUUUUGAUUUCUAUUCAGUACAAUUGUUUUUUGUUUGUUUUUUGUUUCAUAAUGGUGUUUUUUAAUUUAUUAUUUUACAGCCUCUGCCUUCUAUAACCAUGUCAGCUUGUUGUACGGAUCUAUCUCUGAAUUCUGCACCAUCACCUCUUGUCCCUCCAUGAAAGCUUGGGCAACGUAAGUACUCGUGACUAAAUACAGCAUUGUAACGGUGGUGGAGUCCCUGGUCGAAAACUGCCAAUAUAGCUCCCAGUCCUGGAAAAGAGGCCUCUUGGGUUUAUUCCAAGGAGAUCUUGAGAUGCAAGGAGUGUACCUUUUAAUAUUUAGCAGCCUUUCCAGAUCUAGUGGUGACAAUUUAGGCCCAAGUUCUGAUAUCACUAUUGAUCUCUCCGAUGUCCCAUUUUUCAGCGAUGAAAACCCAGUUGUACCUUAUCCAAAGUUUGCUCAUAUCAGAAUGUCUUGUGCGGUUUUCGUUCUCUCUGGACAUGUGCACAUGCAGUACACCGCACUAGGAGGAAGCUGAUGGGUAAAAUAAUUGUGAGAACUGUCACCCAUACUGGGCUGACAUCACACUGCCUCCUGUGCCUCGGGGUUACUCAUCAUUUCAACAUAGUGAAGUAUGAUAUGGUAAACAAGUUUUGCAGAACAACAUUACAAUGACUUCUAAUGUAACUUUUACAGUAAACAGGUUCUGCAGAAUAACAUUACGAUGAGUUCUUAUGUAACUUUUAUAAGUGACAUUUAUUGUGCCUGUGAGAAUAGUGCUGUUGACUGAGCAGUGACGUGUGUGUGCUAAUGUCUAAGAGCUGCUGUAUACAUUGUGUGUGUAGGGGCUGUAGAGUGUGUUUGUGUAUGUCAGUAGGGACUAAAGUGUGUUUAUAGGGGCUGUAGAGUGUUGUGUUGGUAUCUAGAAGUUGCAUUGUGUGUGUAUUAGGAGUUAUAGUGUGUGUGUGUGUAUGUGGGAGGGAGUAUAGUGUGUGUGUGUGUGUGUGUGUGUGUAUGGUUUCUAGUCACUGGCAAGUGAAAAUUUAGCUCUGCGCUUACAAAUUCACCACUGGUCAGUGUGCCAUAGACCCUCUAGGACUAGGUUUGUGUUGCCUAGUAACUUUUAUGGCCUGGCUAGUAGCAUAGGAUUUGAAUUUUUCUGCUAUGGUGUGAUGUGUGUGUAUAUAGGGGUGGGAUUGAAGCCUUAUUAUUAAAUUAUUAUUAUUGUGUAAUUUGUAAAAAAAAAAUUCUGUCCUCCCUGUUGUUGCCAUGCAGGGAGAGGGGAUAUGUUGAUCCCUGGUGCAGACCCACGGCAGCACUCAAUGGCCAAAUCUCAGGAGACUACUACUCAUGUCUCCGGCAGCCAUUGGUGAGACCCCUCCCACUGACAUUAGACUGGGUCAGACUGCAUAGAGGGGCUCUGCACCUGUCGGCACACUGGACACCCUCUGGGCUCAAUCCCAGGAUCAUGAACGCCUCUGGCUGUCAUAUUUCUUAUGAAGUUUGGUUCACUAUCCAACACACCUUACUCUGCUGCCAUGUAUCUCUAAAGACUGGGUAGCAACAUGGCUGUAUCAGUAUUAUGGGAGCCCAGGUUCUACAAAAGAUGAGAAUCUACCUCUUGGCCACCCCUAGUAGUCAUGCACAGGUAGAAAGGUGAUGACAGGUGAGGUAUAGGCUGUAACCUUGACAAUUUUGGCAAAUAUGCAGAUGGGACAGGAAUGACAGGUGAGGUAUAGGCUGUAACCUUGACAAUUUUGGCAAAUAUGCAGAUGGGACAGGAAUGGUUGGUCCAGCAGUGUGAAUCAUGGCAAUUGAAAACCAAUUUGAUCACGCUCCCAUUCACUCUGGUCACAGACUGCUAAACAGCUAGCCAUGACUUUUAUAGAAAAAGGGAGACAAAGUGGAGCAUAAAACACUCCUAAACCAGCUGUGAGCACUGGGUGCUUAAUCGUAAUUGAGAAGUACAGGGGUGUUGUAAGCAAUCAAGGUGCCACAGUGGGCUUGGGGAUAUAUUAUUCUCCUGUGCGUCUCCCUCUUCUCAUUUUGGGUAGCCAUACAUGUAAGAAAUUUUGGAUAUCUGUCCAUGGUACCACUUAUUAUUGGUACUUUUAAUAGCACAGGUCACAAACAAAACUUCCAGCAGAUUCCAGUACGUGACAGAUCUAGUGACCCAAUCUUACCAGGACAGGAGCCAAAAAGUCAGGACAGUUCUGGUAAAAGCAAGACAGAUGGCAUGUAUGUGUGAGUGGACUUAUUGCAACAUAGGGCUGCUGUUUUGUAUCUUCAGUCAAGAUGGCCCCUUUUAACGAUGAAUUCUUUCUCCGCUCAGCAUGCAGUCUGCUAAAAAGAAAUUGAGAUCAUAAAAUGCUUGUGCUAAAUUUAACUGGAUUCUCGGCAGAUUAUUGCAGCCUUUUAUUGGGCCAACAUAAACAUUAUACAGACUUGUUACUGACCAUUAACCUUUCGCUUAUUUAACCCUGUGUGCGCCGUGCUGGUGAACGAAUUAGUGACACAGGAAUAUAAAAUACAAAUAAAGAAGCAGUUUUGUCUGACUACAAAGUAUGUCUAACAGAUACAAAACAGACACUAAUCUUCCUGAAUGAAAACUCUCUCUCCCUAAAAAAGAAAACAAAAAAAUAUAUUAUUAAUGCUUAAAUAGUUACUUAGUUAAUUUGAGUAACUUACCUUAAUUGGUAAACCAUUUAAACUGCCCAUGUGUGUUUCACAAUGUUUUAAUGUUUUAAAAGUUUAAAUGGUUUAUCGGCUUUUAAAAUUAACCUUUAUUAAAAAGUCCCCUUUAAGUUCUUACAUAUCUUUAACAAUAAAUAAAAAAAUAUGUUUUUAUUAUAAACAUAAAUUAUAUAUUUAAUGAUGUUGGUGAUGCUGUCAUCACACCAGGUUUGUCUGGGGGCACUGCUGGCUUUUGUGUCAGAUUUUUAAUUCUUUAAUUUUGGGGGUGCAUUUGCCCUACUGCACCCCACUGUUUUGAAGUGUGAUUUCAACAUUAUUCAGGUGGAUGCAGCGAGAUCAGUCUUUUGGGUCAAGGAGAGACCCGUUUCUUUUUUUUUGGUCAAAUUGCUCAGCCGAUAAAAUUGGAUAAGGGCACCUAAAUAUAACUGAAGUAGUGAGUUGCAGUUUCACAGACUCAAACUCCGUGAAACUGCAGGAAGCACCUCCAGUGGCUGUCUGGUGAACAGUCUUAACUUUGCAGUUUCUCUAAAACAUUUUACAUUGCAGGUUUUUUUUAAGGGGGUAGGGGGGGAAUUCUAUGAAGUGGUCUGGGUGCCUAUAGUGUCUUUUUAAGUAUUAUAAGGUAGCUUUGUGUAGGUGACAGGUCACUGCUAAGAAGCAUUGUUUGUAACAAAAUGCCAGGUAUUUAUGCAAAAAAAAGGCAUCUUUAUCUACUGAACUAUUGUCACAAAUGAUCUGUCAGUUUAAGACAUCACCAAGCCAUCUAACCUUCAACGUGGCUAUUGAUGUCAAAGGACAAGCCCUGCAAUGGAAUUUUGUUUGUGUUUUUGAAAACACACUGGCUUUAUACAGGAAAAAACAGACAGAAGAUAUUUCUGUUCACUGCAAAUUGUCAGCCGUUUAUAAAAUAAAAAAUAAAAAAGUAUAAGUAUAAAGGGACUGUCUAAGCACCCAACAGGUCACAUUGUAUUGGUUGUUUUGAAAGGAGACGUUGGGUACAGCCCUAUUUUUUCUUUUGCCCCUUCCUGCUUACAUAUUGGCAGAAGGGGGGUGGGGGGAUUAUUCCCAGCCAAUAAUGAGUGUCAGUGUAUCGAAAUUAGCACAGAAUUGAAAUUAGCCUGUGUAGAACAAAAGUUCCUGGGAUGCCUGAUGAUGUGCCAUUGACGCUGCCGAAAGAGCUGUGCAGCAUUUCACAGCAAAAUGCUGAGAUACAGGCUCCAGGCACCAUAACCACUUCAAAACACUAAAGUGGUCAUGGUUCCUGGAGUAACACUUUAACCCUUUAAGGACACAUGACAUGUGUGACAUGUCAUGAUUCCCUUUUAUUCCAGAAGUUUGGUCCAUAAGGGGUUAAAGAUAAAAAUAUGUUUUAGUAUGUUAUAACUAUAACUAUAAGUGUAGCAAUUUUCAUACACCAUCAUGCAAGCAGCGCACAUACCACCACCAGUUUAAUAUGUGUAACUUCCUAUUUGUGUUACUUGCAUUUACAUAUCUUGUUUACUUUAUUUUAAAACUGUGCAAAUAUUUUCAACAUGUAUACCUUCUCUCGCAUUGAAUCUAUCUGAAUUUGCCUGUAUCUGUUGUUGCACUACAAAAGUAAAAAUGAACAUAAAAAAUAUCAAUACAGCAAUUUUAUUAUUUUAUUUUUACACAAUAAUAUGUUGUUGUUGUUGCUGUGUUUUUUUUUGUUUGUUUGUUUUUUUUAAUCUGUCUUUGUUCCAUCCAUGUUUGAUUCAAUAUCCAAGACUUUUAAAACAACAAAAUGACUUCACUUUGCACAGUGGUCAGUGGGGACAAAACCAAGGCAAACAAGUGAUUUCAUCAGCUGCCCAAUAUUUUAGCUAUUACAUGUCUGAAAUAUUUGGGAAGUGGAAUUUAAGUGCUCAGAUCCAUUUGUCAGGAAGUGCUUUAAUAAACUGUGAUCACUUGGCUUAAAAAAAAAAAAAAAAGUUUUGAAUAGUUGUGUUCUUAGCUGUGCUUCAGAGAUUUUGCAGAACAUCCAUCAUUUCACCCAAGAGGCAAGAGUUUGGGAACUCCAAAGUUACACUUGUUCGUAAACCAUGCAAAAGCUUCUUGUUGAUAGCAAGUUGCCAUGUAACGUCUAUAUACAGAAACAGCUGACUGUUCUGGGGAUUAUAAUUAGCUCUGCGUGCACCUGCUGCCUGCAUUGCGAGGGAUAGCAAAGAGCUAUCUACACGCACCCUUCGCUGAAUUUAGCAUUUAAUCAUGAGCUGAUCCAAUGAGUCUAUUUCAAUGCGUUGUAUUAAUUUCUGCUUUCAUAUUUGAGCGCAGGGUGGGCUGCCACUAACAGGACUGUCGAUGAUGACAAGUGAUCAUUGUGAGUGGAUUACCAAUCCAGUUUCUCUGAGAUCUGACCAAACUUUGGUUCAUUUGAGUCAAAAAUCCAGAAGAUCUUAUUAUAUAUAAUACAAAGGUUUUUGUUUUGUUUUUUAUUUUUUUACAAUCAGUUGGUGUUAUUUUGUGAACUGCGAACUGUGGAAAAUUGACAAGGGGAAUAUAAAUGGAAAAUUUCUCCAAAACAGCUCAUUUGGCCUAAAAAACAGCUAUGGUCUCAGCUAGGUGUCAGGUUACUAGUUGCCCAUGACCCUCUCCAUAUUGAUGUCGAACGUCCUCCUUAUGCCAGUAUUGAUUCCACCGUCAGUAUUGAUUCAGGUCGCUGUUCCCUUGUGUGCCACGGUACUAAUUUGUUCCAACGUCAUUCUAAGGGGACAGAUGUAAUUUAAGCUAAAAUUUACACAUGGAAGAAAACACGUUUAGAUAUUUGCACUCUUUAAAGGCCCAGUACCUAUUUUUGAAUAGCACCCUAACAGUAUUUAUUUUAUUCUCUACCUACACUUUGAGCCACACACUAGCUAGCUCCUGGAUUAUUUGCACUUCGUCUCCUAGUGUUUUCUCCCAUUUUCGUCAUAUAGGUUUUCGUGAAUCCCUAUUGUUCCAGUUUGCAGCUACCUAGUAUUAGUCGUACUCCCUCUCUGCUGUGUAUUACACUAGGUAUACCAGACUCACUUACUAAAAUUUACAGAUGCAUGCAGCGAUAAGCUGAGAGCUCUGGGAGCGGGUCAAAAAAAGAUGCAUUUAUUUUAGGAAUGAAGUGAUAUGCUCAUUUACAAACACACUGCCAUUUUGUUCUCUGUGUAGCAGCCACCAUACUUCGCAGUGAAGCAUGGGGUUUGUCCUGACAGACAUAGAUAAUACAAUAGCUGUGGGAUCCAGGUGAUUUCAGUUUUCCUAUACUGUGUACAGCUAAGCUUGCAAUAGUUUGGAAGAUCCAGAGAGAGAGAUUUCAUACUGGUUUGUGCUGUCUGAACAGAAAUGGGCAGCUGUGAUUGGCUGAGUGCAUUUGCUGACCACUGUCAGCCUAUCAAAGCACAGUUUGCUGGUAUGGUUGGAAGGAAGUGUAUAAUCCUUGCCUUAGCCACGCCUCCAGUGGGGGCCGGGCUAUGGAAAGCUCCAAAAUGGUUUAACACUGAAUAAAGGGACAGUGAACUCCAGGCACUAUAACCAAUUCAAUGAGAUACAAUAAUUAUAGUGCCUACAGUGUCCAUUUAAAGGAUGUGUUCAUCAAACACUGACUGAAAAUCAAGUUGCAGAAUUGGAAAAUAUAUCCAACUCGACAAUAGUCACAGUUUGGCCGAUUUUAGCUUGAAUUUUGCACUUGGUUUGCAGUUCACUACAAAUUGCUGUUUACGGAGUAAACUUAAUAAAUGUUAAAAAAAAUUGCCAGAUUACACAGCUGAUAACCCAUUAGAAUCUGAAAUACCUGCAUACUCUGUAUGUUUGCUAUGGGGGACUUGGCAGCAGGACAGAAGGGAUACUUGUAUGAGUGUUGAAACUAGUGGAUAAAAAGUGAGCCCCCAGAUUUCUAGCUAUGAUAUGAUAGAUAUGAUUUAGCCAUAUCCGACUUCUCUUGUAAUGCGGGUGAUUCUUAUCCUUUAUUUUGAAGAACGUGUAGAGAUAUUCAUUGACCUUGCUGAAAGGCUAUUUUUCAGGAAUGUAUACAGGCACAAGCAAGAAUGAACUUGACUAUAAAAAUCUCUGAUAUCAGCCAGACAUGACAUUGAAGGGCUUGUUGCUGAGUAAACAGUGACACCCGUAACAAAAAUGUAGAAUAUUCAGUUUGCCUUCACAAUAGUUCUACGCCCUCCUAAUAGCCAUAUUUGUUUUCUUCUUAAUUUCCGUAUUGUUUGAGGACAUCUUUUUUGAGACCAUCUCUCAGUACAAUCCCAGUUUUAGCUAAUGUCUACCUGUGAUGUCUAAGCUUUGACAAUGUAUGUUACAUAAACAGAAAAUUCAGAUUGUUGCGCACUUGUUAAUUAGAUUAGAGAAUGUUGGACACUAUAUGGGUUAGCGAUAAAGGGCAGUUCUGAAGCAUUGUUUUUAAUGUGCAGCAGUCAAUAUGGAAACCAAUGGAAUUUUGCUGCUAAUUCCACAUACUCACUGUAAGUGCAUUUCUACGCAUAUUUUGCAUGUGGCAGUCUCAUUUAUUUCAUGUGCCUACCAGAGAGGGGAACGCCCUAAACGUUUGUGCUAAAAUAGCUAGCGCAUCUUGGACCUAACAGGGGCGCUGGACCUACUAUUUGAGGCUAGUGUGCGAACGCAGAUAUCACCACAGGCAAUGUUUUAAUAAGUGUCUCUAGGUUGUGCAAUGCCCAGUGAUAAACAAAUGAAUGUUGUAAAAUAAAACAAAAAAUGCACUUAGGCAACAAACUCUGAAAUCUAGAAUAUAUUGUGGCGCAACCUACAUUAUAAAAAGACAGAUGGAAGUCCGGCAUGCAGAUGUACGUACAUACAUGGAUAAAUGGAUGGAAAAGGGCUUUCUUUUAAUAAAUAUAGUUCUGGAUACAAAUGUGUGUACGCAGUGAAAAUAAGAUGGAAACAACCAAAUUUGAGUCAAGUAAAAAUAAUGUUGGAUACUUCCCUCAUCUGGGUUGACUUAUUUUUUAUUAUUUUAGUAUUGGUCAGAUUUGAAAUAAGUGAGUGAUAACCAAUAAAAAAUGAUUAUAACCUGGUUCUUAAACUUUUUUUUUUUUUUUAGACAAAUCCAGUGGACAGAUGAGAAGGGCCGGAAGAGGAAGUGUACGGCACCGCAAUACGCAGACUAUGCUGCCAGCAUCAUCCAGAAACUCCUGACAGAUGAAAAUCUGGUCCCCACCAAGCAUAGUGAGUGAAGAAACCUUCUUAUCCCUAGUCUAUGAAAAGAGAACUUGAUGUUAAAGGGACACUAUAGGCAUCAAAAAUUAUUUUAAGUUAAUGAUGCAGUAUGAGUGUAUAGAUAUAGUGUGCAGUCAAUUAUCUGCCAUUUAAGAGUUAAAUAACUUUUGUUUCUAUUUCCCUGGCUGUGACUUACACAGCCUGCAUGAAAACAAUGGUGUCAUUUUUAAUCAGAUGUUAACUUGCUUUAGAUGUUUUUUUUAUAUCCUGCUCUGUAAAUUGAACUUUAAAGGGACACUUCAGUCACCAGAAAAAUCUACAGCUUAAUGCCUGUCCCUGCAUUCAGAGAAAAGGCAGUUUUUACAUUACAGCCUAGGGAUACCUCCAGUGGCCACUCCUCAGAUGGCUACUAGAGGUGCUUCCAGGGGCAGUGCUGACUCUCCACUCGCUGCAUGGAGACCCUGAACUUUCCUCAUAGAGAUACGUUGAUUCAAUGCAUCUCUAUGAGGAGAUGCUUAUUGGCCAGGGCAGCGUCUGACUCCACUGGCUGACCUACUUGGCUGAGAUCAUCAGAAUUGACAAUCUCAGCCAAUUCAAUGCUUUCUAUGGGAUGAUGACUUAUGAUGAUGUCAGCCAAGGACGCAGAUCAGGGACAGAACCAGCAGACUGGAAUAAACGUAAAAUUUUACUAUAUUUAGGGUGGCAAUCCUAUAGUGUUCCUUUAAUCACAUGCUGGAGGUUACUGUAGGGUCUAGAAGGCUAUUAACAGAGCAGGAGAUACAUUCUAGGUUAAUUGGACUGUGAAAUAAAUGAACCUAUAUCUGUAGGUUCCUUUUCAGGAAAUGUUUAGGAAGACUGUGGAAGUCACAUGCAGGGAGGCAUGACUAGUGCUGCAUAAGCAAAGUGGUUUAGCUCCUAAAUGGCAGAGAAUUGAGCAGUGAGGCUGCAGGGGCAUGUUCUAUACACCAAAACUGCUCCAUCAAGCUAAAGUUGUUUUGGUGACUAUAGUGUCCCUUUAAUCAACCUCCAACAUGGAGUUUGCAGGGCACCAUGUGAGAUGUAUUUCAAUCACAGCUGAAGCUAGUCUUGUGUUAGACAUUUGCAUGAUUGCUGAAAAUAAAGUAAAAAACAAAUUUUAUGUAUUUCCAUUCCAACAGCUAACAAGGUUGUUUUUUUAAAACUGCUAAAAUUGAUAGAUUUAUAACAUUUGAUCUAUGCAUAAGCUAGCAGCAUUGCUAUUCAAAUGUAUUGAGGCAAUGUCAUGCUCUAUGAAGUGCUACCAAGACAGCUGCACAUUAAAAAUAGCAAUAAAGCAGCAUGGUUUUAGAAAAGACACCAAAGUUAUUUUUCAACUUAAGUGCCACUUUAAUUUAUCUUCAAUAAUUAGGUGUCAUGCAUUUGAUCUCGUGUUUACGUUGCACCUGACUGUUCCCACAUUGACAAUUGUCCAUUUUUUUAAAAAAGAGAAUACUUUGCUUUCUUUUUGACAGGUAAAGAAUUUCCAAAAACAUUUAAGCCAGCCAUACAGAAGACGUUUCGCCUACUUUUUCACCUCCUCGGUCACAUAUACACGUGUCACUUUAAAACCGUGGUAAACCUCGAACUGCACCCGCACUUGAACACCUUGUAUCUGCACCUUUUGCUUUUCUGCGCUGAAUUUCACCUCCUUGAUUCCAAGGAAAUGGCUUUAAGCGAAGAUCUGACCACCGCGCUUAUCCAAUCCAGCCCUUCACCUAAGACUUCAGGCGCUCAGUCUAGAAAUACCUGAGUCAAUGCGGACAACAAACUUUGAAAUGACUUUACUGCCACAGAGAAAAGAAUGCUUUACUUUAUGUAUACAGCAAAAAAAUCAUAUUCAUGCAUUUUUAUAUUCCGUCUCCUUUUGCGCGGAGUCUUACGCACAGAAUACCCUUGUUACAAAGAGCUACGUGAAGAUACAUGGAUCUGGGUGGAUUUCUGAAUUCUAUGCAGUUAUUGGCCAAGCAUGGUCUAUUAUGGAUUAUCUAAGUAAUCAUAUGCAUAACUCAUCUGGAAUGAGUGUAUAAUUAUUUAAAAUCAGAGCAACCACUUAUAGUGAAAAAUAAGUGGUGUACGGCCAGAAGACCUUGCCACUAGUUAAAGGCACAUCUUCUCAAAGGCACAAAUUGGCAGCAUAGCGGUGGCACCCAAACCUCGGGACUAACAUUCUGUUCAAAUGCACAGAUUGCACACCCAAAGUGCCGGCCCUGAUCAGAUUUGUUUAUAUUUUACAAACUCAAAGUUUUGUUUUUUUAUGUUACUUAACUAAAACUUUUUGUUUUUUUUAUUAUUAUUAAUAUAUAUUUUUUUGUAGCUUGUAGCAUAUUAUGGACUUUACACUGGGAAACUAACACAGUUGCUUAAUUAAAAUAUCAGCAAGGAUUUUUUUUAAAUAUUUUUUUCUCAUUGCAUUUUUUAAUUCAAUUAUAUAUCUCUUCAUCUGUAAAAAAAAAAAACGAAUAAUAUUUGAUUACAGCUACCAGUCAUAUGCAUAAGCCUAUAUAUUUUAUUUGGGGAUCUUGUUACUUUUUUUUUUUUUUACAAAACAAAGC